This is a messenger RNA of Podarcis lilfordi (Lilford's wall lizard), 48623 nucleotides long. The record is from the annotation of a GenBank genome assembly. NCBI's taxonomy places the organism in Eukaryota, Metazoa, Chordata, Lepidosauria, Squamata, Lacertidae.
GAAUGCUGAGUGUGGAGCGGGAGAGGCGCGCGCGCGCUCAGCCUCCUGGGACGCGCCUAGCGGUGCCCCGGGCGCCUUUCCAAACGUGCCAACACUGGGACGGGCAGAGGCGGCGGCGGCGGCAGCCCUGGGCUACUGCGCCUGGCUUGACCGCCUCAGCCCGCGGACGCUCCUGUCGUCGUCGUCCCUCAAUGCCCUUCUCUUCAGACGGCAGCGGAGCGCCCGCUUCCCGCUCGGCGGCGACCUUCCCGCCUCCUUCCCUUGCUAUAAUAAAACCGCCGGAGGGGGUGGAGAAAGGGCGAAUGCGGCGACUCCGGCUGUGAGCCGCUCGGAGUCCCUCCCCUCCGCGCCUUAUUCCCCGCCCUCGUCGCCUGCGGCUGCCUCCAUUCACAACCGAGGAGGAGGAGCCGCCUCGACGCGUAGAGACGAGACCGCUUUGCUAUGCAGCCAGCCCUGCCAGUUUCAGCCGCUACCGGCAGCACCUUUUCGGCCCGCUCCUGAGAUCGCGGCAGCCGGCGAGGGCGCAACUCGGCUUCCCGCGCCAUUUCUCGGUCGCCGCGCGCUCCUUUCCCUUCCUUCUCUCUCCCUUUUCCACCAGCUGCUGCAGCUGCUGCUGUCACCGUUUCACCAGGAACUUGACCGGGCACAGGCGGGGUGAGUAACCGGGGUGACCCCCAGGCAGCGGUUUCUCCCGCAGCCCCUCUGCCCUUUCUUUCUCCUCCAGCUUCUGUACAAAACAAAGUCGGCUAGAUCGCCUUGCUAGGAUGCCCUCUUGAGCGGGAGGGUUGGAAGGCUCAUCCGGAGAGCGUGAGGUGGGGAAUCGGGGGUGGGUGGGGGAAGCCCCGGGAACACGCGGUUCCGGUUCGCCCACAUCUCUCUCUCUGGCUGGCUGGCUUUUCCGCCCGGCCCGGCCGCCUUCUCACUGGGCGAACAUGUGCUCCGGACCUCAGCCACAUGCUACGCGAGGAAUCCAUUUUGCGAGCAGCGUGGUGCAUGAUGCAAUAUUUAUAGUGUAAGCCACGGCGUAGAGGAAGUCGGAAGGGACGCCCUGCCUAGGUAGAUCGAAUCGGGGAUCAUGCGGCUGGGGUGGGGGUGUUCAGAUCGCCUUUUCGUUUCUCCCCCCCCUCCCCACCCAUUCCACCAUCCCCUUCCCACAUUGCGAUUUCCAGAGGGUGGGCAAACUCUCCCCUUCCCCAACUGCGCACCGCAGGCAUAUGAUGGGCUGAUCUAAUUUGUCUUUGGGGAUGAAAGGCGUCCUGCCUUAAAUGGCGCUUUUUUUGGUUCACAAGUAAGUGUGUGUGUGUGUGUGUGUGUGUGUGUGUUGUUGCGGGAGAGGCGAGACAUUACUACAGUGCAUUUCCGCCUUUGGUCUUAAGUGUUUAUGGAGGGGACUGCCCCAGGACUACAGUAUUAGCAUCUCUCAUACUUUGGCUCGAGAUAUCCUUCUGAUGCAAUUCACCUACGGAUUACAUUAGAAGUAGUGAGCCAGUUAUUUACGGUAAAGAACCUUCUUGGCCUUCCUUGCCAAUAAUAGCAAGGGAGCAGAGAGGUAGGGCUAAAUAAAUCCAAGGCAUAAGAUGUGUAGGAACUGCUGCUCAGACUCGUGUGCUGAAUUCUCUGGUUUUAGGUAUCUGUUCUUCCAUUUUUUGGGGUGUGUAAUCAGAUAUUCCUCCUAGGUGCUAGAUUCCUUGCUGCUUUUAAAGAAACCUGAAAACUAGAACACAAGCAGUUGUAAUGAAGCCCAGAUAAGGCAAGACAGAGGGCUUGUGUUUGCCCAGCAUUUAAAGCCAUAAAGUUGGUUUCAGUGACUUUUGCCUACUGCCUCUAAACUGCAGUGGAAAUUUUGAAUGUGAUUUGGAAUGCACAGAUCCAGUUUGUUUGCUUAAGUUUCUAAGGGAAAUUGCUGCUGUUAGGGGCAGGAAAUCACAUUAGGAUAGUAUCAAGGGAUUGUUAAUCACCCUUGAUGUCUGAUGGCUUUUUAAGCUAGCUGUUGUUGCUAGUUACUAUAGUGGAAAUAUGCCAUAUUAUUUAUUUUUAAGAGUGAAUGUACUGUACUUUCAAGAAUCACAGUUGCGCCAACGUAAAAGGAACAAGCCCUCAUCAAAUCCCUUCUAAACUCUUUGGCAGGUUUGCACUAACAGGGUGUCAUUUGAAAGCCAAUACUUAUGCAACUUUCAUUUUUGCAAAGUUACUUAUGGUGCUUGGAUUCAAAUUCUGAAGUCUUGCAAGUAACCCAUAGCGCUCUACUGCCAGACCAAAAGCUGCCUAGAUAAUCUGAUACCCGAGCUGCGACACCGCUAAACAAGUGGAAGCCAGAGGAGAACUUUGCCUCACAGUUACUUUUAAGCGGCUGGAGGAUACUCUUGGCUUGUGGGAAUUGGGUCAUAAGGGUAUAAGCAGCCACGUCAUCAGAAUAUUGCCCUUUCUAGGUCAGGAUUUCAUAUCAGAAACCCAGUGUGACUCUUCAGGUCUUCAGCAAGGGUAUGCUAUAUUCUGCAAUUUCCUUUAAACUGAAAAUUCUGGGGAAUGACGGUACCGUGUCCGCUAUGAAAAGCACAUGCUCCUUUUCUGUUUGUAUCUUAAUAUCAUUGUGUAUCUUUUAAGUUGUCCAGUUUUUAAAACAGACUUGUUUUCAAUUACAGGUAUUCUAGUUGUUGUUUUUUAAUAAAAAAAAUUGAUAAAACAUUAACUUGCGUUGAGUUUGCGUUGCAAUCUGAAGCAAUGUUUAAAGUUGUUCCUCUUCUUGGUUUGCUGCUAAACUUUGCAUGCUUUGUUGAAGCCAGAGUCACUGGAUACAAAUAACAAAGCAGGGCUAGCGCUUGGAAUGUUUUAGUAACAGGUAUCCAAAGUUUCACAUACAUGCUUGGCCUGGUCAACAUUCCUUCUCCUUUGGCCACAGUGAACUGGUUGGGUUGUAACAUUGCCAUAGCCUUGUUUUGUGAGAACAAGCCUUAUGUUUAUGUUCUUCCUCCUUCCUCCAGUGUUGUCACGAAGAAGAGAUCAGAAGCUUUUGAUUCUGUUUAGAUGCAAUUUAGCAUUGUGUCUGAACCUGACAAACUUCACAAUGAUUGGACACAAUUACAAGAUUACAAUUUCUAGUUAAUCAGGAACGGAAAUCUUAAAUCUCCUUUCUUCAUCUGUGUGUGAUGGGGAGUAGGGGGGUUCAUACAAGCCCAAGGCAUGUAACAACAAACCAUAGUUUGUUAAAUCUGUACCAUGCCUACAAUAUUAGCUGGUACCAAAAUUUCGCAACUCCUGGAAUGACCUCACCUGAUGCUGAGAUAAUAAAUAAAAGCAGUGUUAAGUGUGUGAACUGCUUCAAAUUAAUGAAAGCUUCCCUCCUUUUUAUUACUUCUGCAAUUAUGAUUCUUUUUAUAAUGAUUAUAAAAUAAUUAUGGUGUAAUUAUAUGAGAACAGCUUUGUUUCCACUUGCCUUUUGAGACAUUUUGCCUGCAGAUGCUUUCUUAGGAACCAAUUCAAACAAUGUUUUCUCACUCAUUAGAAUAAUCUGUUCAGAUGAGCAACAUAGCACAUGAGCUACUAGGUUGUGCGGCUCAAAGGAGUAUCUGAAAUCUCCAGUAUUCAUUUCAGAAUGUAAGGCGAUUCAUGUGUUACGAUGAUCACACACAAAUGGGGCUGUUCACCAUACUGUCAGCUGUGUGCUUGCUUGUCUGAGGAGCAACUGGCCUCAGGUGUGUUUUGUUUCUUUGAUGUUGGCAUGGGUCUUCUAUAACUGCUCCAAGGAAGAAGGUGUGGGGGAACUAAAACAAGAAGAUAUGAUAAAAUAGGAAAUCUUGAUGAGGCAUUCUGGCAGGAAAUGCGCAUCAACCUGUACAGUGUUGGAACAUGCAAUAACCCUUUCAGUCUAGUUAUGUCUUUGUUUGCUGAGAAUUAACAGUGACCAGGUAUAUUGAGAAUGUAGUUUUGGCUCUCCUCCUAAUUAGCUGAUUAGCCUUCUGUGAAAGUGACUCUUUCCCUACUCUGCUUACUUGUCUCAUUAACUCUUCCUGCGUCAGUGCAGCCUGUUGGAACGCUGGGUCCUGUCCUGCCUUUACAGUGACCUCCUAAUUCAGCCUUUAAUUUCCUUUUCUUUCAUGCUUUUGUUUGGGUUUGUUUUCCUUCCCAUUAUAGUGUUUCAGCUGUUGGAAACAAACUUGGUGAUAGGUAAAGGAUUAAAACAGAGAGUCUGCAUCUCACUGCCACUUACUAUUAUGCCAGCAUGCAUAAGGAUGUAGGAAGCUGAUGCACACUGAGGCAGAUGGUGGGUCUAGCUAGCCUGGGAUUGUCUACACUAGCCUUCCCCAAACUGGUGCCCUCCAGAUGUUUCAGACUACAACUCCCAUCAGCCUUAGCCAGCAGGCUAGUCUAUACUGAUGGGCAGCUGGGUUCCAGGCAGGUGUCUUUCCUAGCCCUAUGUAGACGAACCUAGGACAUUCUGCAUGCAACUCAUGUGCUCUAGAGUUGAACUAUGGGCCUCCCUAUAAAUAUCUACAUGUUGAUGCAGAGCCAGCCCAGGGUGCUUUGCCGCUUGAGGCAACCCCCGCUCCUGGUGCCCAGCAGUGCCUCCGCCACCACGGAUGUGCCCCACUGCUCUUGUGCAGUGUUAGAAACUCAGAUAUAUGAGCUAGCUGCCAACUGGCCCCUUAAACCAGGGUUACAGUUGCCAGAAUGGAAUGCCUCGUUUUUGGGCCAGAGGGCUCGAAAGUCAUAUUUUUUUAAUAUGACUUUUGAGUUCCUGAAAUUCAUUCUGAUUGUGCAGAUAAAAUAUAACGGAUAGCAUUCAUUGUGUGUUGUUAGUGUGUGAAAACAGUCAAGAUUCAAGGAUCCCUAGGCAUGCUCCUCCAGAUGGGGCAGAUGGCAGGCACCAUCUUGAGGCCCAGGCAUUUUCACUUGGUCACAAGUGGCCAUCAGCCAGGUGCAAAAUGCACCUGAUGAAUUUUGAGCACUGUUCCUGUGGGCAUGGCCUGCCGCUCCCGUUCCCCCCUCCUUCUCCUUGGGUGCACCCCACUGCCACCAUGGCGUGUGAGGGGGUGGCAGCAAAGUUGAGUGGCGCUUUCCUUGGGUCCAGAUCUGCCGCCAGAGUCAACCAUGUUGCCUCGCUUUAUGGCCCUGUGUUAAUACCUGGUUUCAAACUGGAGACCUUUUGUGUGUUAGAAAACACACCAGGGUCAACAGAUGCAAAUACAUUUUUCUGUAGAACCUUGUUUUCUCUGUAACCAGUAAACAGGGAACCUCAUUAGUGGGCAGCUAAAGCUAGUGGGGCUGGGAGAUUCUUGCAGGAAAACAGCCACAUUUGGAAUGACUUAAGGUGGGUUCCAUACAGCGCUGCGAUGCGUAGGUAAGAGUUUGUAUUUUAUGCAGAGAUUUAGUUUGCUUUGUGCUGGGGGUGACUUACUUGAAACAGCUUGCUUCAGUCUAGGCACUUGUAUUCACUGGGAAGCAAAGUUUGUUCGGUGGGAUCACUGCAUUUCUACAAAUACAGAUAAGCACAGUCUUCUCCUUUCUCAAACAGUUGAACUUGCAACUGGUGACCUUUUAGGUAAAGAUCCUCUCAUUUUCUGCUGGGAGAAGAGCAGCAUUCUUGAGAAUCCUCAGUCCUUGAUACCUGAGUUGUGAAAGUCCUUGCUUGGGCAAUACGUGCUCCCUCCCCCUUGAGUAAGUGCUGUAAAACUUGCUUUAAGAAUAGGGAAAAGGCAGAUCUCAUAUAAUUUCUACCAUGGAUCUAGGGAAGUGGUGGAGAACCUUUUCUGGCUGGUGGGCCAGGAUACUUUUCUCCACCCCCUGGUGGAGCCACCCACCUGUCAAUCAACUGACAUCACACUUUGAAGUCCUGAUUGUCUGCAGCCUCCACUCUCCUAUUUUGAGCUUCUAGGCUUGUGCCUUGACAUCUGCAGGGAACGCCCUGCCCACACCCCCAAUCUUUUUCUUUGGACUUUGGGGAGUUGGAUAUUAUCUGUAGACCAACAGUCAGUAACCUGACUUGGGCGGCGGGGGGGGGGGGAAUGUACUAAUUGCAUUAUUUGUCAUAGCAGCAACCAAAGAAAUCAAUACGACAUAAAUAAUAUUAAUUGCCUAUUGGAGAAAUAAUAAGAUAAUACUGUAUCCAAAGAUAAUCCACUAAAACAAUUCAACAGCCCAGAUAAAACACAUUUUUUUAUUGGUAGGAGCAGCUGCAGGCUAACAGUACAGUAGAACCUAACAGCUCAGUUGCCCAGAAAUACCUUUAUCAUUUUGCUUAAAGAAGGCUUUUUGCAGCUUCUGUAGUCUUGCUCUGUAUUUAGCAUUGGGCUCCUGAGACUUCAGGGGCAUUUCUCGUUUUCUGUUCCGACAGCAUAAUCGCUGUUGCUUACCAGGAUAUAGUGGUGGGGAGGUUGGGGCUGUGUGAGAGUGCCUGUUUGGCUCCACUGGUGCACUUGCAGAGCUCUGAACUUGCCACACCCCACCCAUUCAGCUGUACUACCCCAACCUCCUCACUGCCUGGUCCUUUUAAGCAGUAGUGAUACUGCAAUUGGGAAGGUGACAGUGCAGCAUUUUGCCAGUUGCUUCAGAUGAUAACAGGGCAGUAGCCUUUCUUAUGCUAGCAGGUGGAGAGCACUUUCCUAGCACUGCCAAAGUGACUCUGCAUGUCGCAAUAUCGUCUGCAGUUAAAGGAGUGGCACUUUUUAAGCAUUGGAAGUGAAAGGGAGACAAGCAGUUGUAGCCUAUGUACAAUGUCUCUGAGCAGAACACAGCUCUGAGUUACAGAUUGUGCACAUGUCCCGCAUCUCGGCAGGAAGAGUAUUUUCUCCCCGGAUCAGUACAGAAGUUACAUUUCUAGAUCUCUAAACUGUUUCAAAGGGCUUGUGGCGCUCCAAAUUUCUUCCAGUGGCUUUCAAAGUCUUUCAGAGCAGAUGUUUGACUAGCUGCUGCUGCCAACUUCCAGCAGUUCCACUGAAGCCACACUUGUUGAUUUUCAAUAGAGAGUAAGCUUGCUCAAGAUGGUUUUCCUAUAUCGGCAAAAGCACAAUAAAGGAAAUAAUGGACAGGAAGAUUUCUCAGAGAGAAAUGCAUCACUUAAAGCAGUAGUGCAGCUUUUACAUAUGUGGAAGUGUUGCAGUUCAGUAAUUGAACAUCUGCAUUGCAUGCAAAAUCCCCUAGGCUUAAUCCUGGACACCUGAAAACCCUGAAGAGCUGCUGUCUGUUAGUGCAGGCAAUAUUAAGCUACUGCUCUGACUCUGUAUAAGGCAGCCUCCUAUGUUUGUAUGACUUAAUAGUCAAUUGCAGUCUGCCAUGUGUCACAAUCCGGUUCUUAGUACUCCUAUUGUUUGCUAUCAAAAGUUAUUGAUACACAGGAAAAUAAUGCUAUCGUCUCCAUUGCAGGAGGAGUUUUAACAAAAACUGGUUGUUCCUUAGGUAGUACUGUCAAACAAACACACUGUCCUGGGUAAAGUAAUUUUGUUUGGAUAAUGCACGAGGUCCAAGGAAUACGAAGUUUCAAAGCAAAUACAAAACAGUGUGAUGCAUGACUUAAGAAACCGUCUUUGAUUAUAGACGUGUUCAUGCAAGUGACUUGUAACGCAGGCAGGCAUGAACGCAUGUGGUUGUAGGAUAAAAGACUUAAAAUCAUAGCAAGAGCAAGCCAAUUUAUAAUCUUCCAGGACGGAAUAAAUCAAAAAACAAACAUUGGAGUUCAUUGUUUUGAAUUUGAAGAUGUUAAAACGAAAGUAGGACAUUUAGUAGAACUAAUUUAAGGCUGCAGCCCUAAGAAUGUAAAAAGAUGCAAUUGCAUCUAUUAGAUGCAAAGGCAUCUAAUAGAGCAUCCUAAGUGGCUGAUCAGAUACCUUAUGGGAAGUCUGCAUGCAGGACAUGAACACAGUAGCAUUCUCAUCUUUCCCAGCAUCUGGUGUUCAUCCUGUGCUCCAUGAAUGUGUCUACCCCUCCUUAAAUUAAAACUGUCAUAAGUUGGUUCUGUCACUACAUCUUGUGGUAGCAAAUUCCACUGUUUCACUAUGCAUUACUAUUACAGUACUAUUUUACAUGUUCUGAAUCUUCUGACAUUCAGCUUUAUUGCAUGAGGCAGAAAGAAAAACCUUCUUUUUCUACUUUUUUCCACACUCUGCCUAAUUUGUGUGUGACAGCCCCACCCAUCUUGAUUUUAAACCAGGGAAAGGAAGUGGAUAUGGUCAGCAGGUUAGAUCCAAAACUGCCCCAUCCCCGCAGAUCACUUUGAGCUGUCUUACCUGUCAGUCAAUUUAUUGUAAUUGGUGUACAAAUAAUAUUCGCUAAAAACAAAAUGAUAUGCAAAGAACCUUCCAAAGGUUAAGUUGAUCACUGUGGAAUUAUCUUGUGGCACUACUACUUAAACAGCUUAGCUGUUUGCCUGUUGACUUCUGAGCCCAGUUCUAGGUUGGCAUCUAAAGCCCUGAAAAACCUGAGACCCAAAUGGGACAGCACCUUUUCUUGUAUCAACCUGCCUCUACAUUACAACCAGUCAGUGAGGCUUUCUUUAUAGUCCCUGUCCUGAAUAAGUUGUCUGGUGUGAGAUCCUUUGGCAGAGGCUUUUCAGUGGUGGCACCACGGCUGUGGAACCUGCUCCUCACUGAGCUGAUUAAUGUGGAUUUUUAAAAAUAUUGUAUAUAAGGUAUGUAAUCCCCUGGAUAUGAUAAUAUAAUAAUCCAGAUGAUUAUUAGCCAGCCUAAGUUCUUCCAAUAAAACCCCUAGUCUAUUAAGCGCAGCACAUUCUUUAUAAUCGUAUUGUCCAGUAGAGCCCUGCCCGUUAAGUCAGCUUGCAGGAGAUGCUUGUGGGACUUGCAUUCUUGGUUUCCAUGGCGAUAUUACAGCAUGACCUGAUACUUUUAUGCUGCCAUGUCCCCCCCUCUCAGAACUCGGGCCUAGUUCUCUCUGAGGUAGUAAACCUUCAGUAACAUUUCAAAUGGCAGGGAGCCUUCAUGAAUGAAUGCUAACCUACACAAUACUUUUCCUAUCCCCUAUUUCUCCAGACAUGCUAUAUUUCUAUGUGCCCAUAAAAAAAAACACCCAACAAUUCUGGAAGAGCAGUCAAAUGUUUGGACCCCACCAGCGUGUCUGAAGUGACGCAGACCAGGUUUAACACCUCAGUGGGAAGUAGGCCUCAUUCUCUGCACCUUGGGGGUUUUGCCACAGUAAAUGUUGGUUGUGUGGCCUUUUCUAAGUUUGCAUUAAACUUCCCAUCUGUUAAGUGAUGAGGUUCUGCAGUUUCCAUGGCAAGUGUGCUGUUUUCUUCUGGCGAGCAUAAUAAACUCCAGUUUCCCUCCUAACCUGGUGGUGGCAGGAAUCUUUGCCACAGUUAUGUGGCCCAGAGAGGGCCUAGGAACCUUAGAGGAAUUCUGCAGGUAAGCUGUGCCCCUAUCUAGCGGGGAGGAAAUCUGAAGUGCUUGGGGGUACAGAGACAAAACUGCUGGGUUGGGAGACUGUAAACUGUAAAUCCUCCCUCCUCCUCCCAGAAGAAGUGUUAGGAAACUGCCAAGCUCUAUGUACAUUGAUCAUGCUCUAGAAAUAUAAUUUUAUGUAUUUAAAGAAGAGCGGGGGGGGGGGGCAGAGAGAGAGAAACCUUGCAUUUCCAAGGUUUUAAGAAGGAAAGUGAAAAUUGCUAGGGUGUGGAUACUUGUGUUUUAUGUCCCUCUCUUGCACACUCAAAAAUAUAUACACUCAUUAUAUCUAGAAAGCAGGAUGCAUAGGACCUUUGUUGCUAGAAGAUCUGAACAUUCCAUUUUGACUGAGAAUUCUUUCCACUUUUACCGAGCCUUCUGAAUCAACCCACAGACUGUGCCUGCCUUUUCUUUCUUUCUCUUUUGGAAAAUUGCAGCCCACAAAGAAAAUGAAACCACCUCCUAUGCAUCAAAGACAACAUACUUAUUCAGAUGCAUAAUCUUCGGCUUAUUUAGCUAAGAACGAUAUGCACUGUGUAUCAAACGUGGCAGGGAUUUUAUUGAAAGUACACUUCCUUGCGAUGGUGUAGAUUAAAGACCACUUCCUAGAAAAGGGUAACCUGGGAGUUAUACAGCCAGUUUUAACUCUGUGCUCUUGCUUGGGGUCUCCACCUUUUAGAUUUUCUUUAUAACCCACAGAAGUGGUACAAAUUAAGAGCUUCAGAUUAAAUUCCGAAACCAUCUGUUCCAGAAUGAUCCCCCAGAUUUCACUAUAGUUUUAGAAUAUGUAGCCUGAAGACACUAAUCACUAAAUAUCGGAGAUAUGAAUCGGUAUUCUCAGUACUUGUUUUUUCUGAGGGCCCAACUCCCAUCAGCACCACCCAGUAUUACCAAUAGUCAGGGAAGAUGGGAUUUGUAGUCUAGCAACACCGGUAGCUCCAUAGCCACAUCAACCCUAAUGUAUAUAUUGUGAAUGUAGUUGUUAGGUCCUGACCGUUGUGACCCUUUGUAGAACAGCAUGGUGAAUGUGCUUUUGCUCUUGUGAAAAUUAUGAAAGUUUGAUUAUAAGCAGUAUUUCUCACUUGGUUAUUGAAGAGUUCCCUCCCCCCAUUCAAUAAUUUUAGCUAUUAGGCAAGCGACACAAGUUGCAUUGCCUUUUCAUUAAUAGGUGUACAUAUAUCGCAAGAGUCAGUACCCACUCUGGGCUCAAUACCCACCCACUUUUUUAAAAAAUAAAAUGACUGACAUUAGUGUCGCAAGGCGAAUAAGUGUGUGGGUGAGGCUGCCAUGGCAAUGCUUUCUAUUGACAAGCUGUUCAGUUCUGAUCUUGUCACUUACUGAAAUACCGUUAAAAUGUAAGGUGCGUGGGUACAUGUGCACAGCGCACGCACACACAGCCUGUCACUCAAGCCUAUUUGCCAGCACUGCAGGAAAGAGGCACUCAGUGAUGAUGCAAUUUGAGCGGUUUGUUGCAAUCGCUGCAGAGCUGCUGGGGAGGUCCUGUUCAAAGAAGAAUGUGGUCAGAAUAGUUAUAAAUGGUUGGCUUAAACCUGAAGGGAGGGAAGGAUGAAUGCUGAGCAUUCUAACUGGAGAGAAGGAGAGGCAAAAGAUGCCCAUAGGUAUUGAAGAAAACAGUAGUAUCUGUUGUACGUACAGUGUCGUUCAGCAUAGUGCAAGUACCUCAGGAAAUGUGAAAUACAUAUAAACAGAAUGUUGUUCCCACAGGAAAUUUACAUGCUAGUGCAUUUAAGCCAGCAGGACAUUGCACAAAUAAUGUUCCUUGCUUCUGUUGGUUUCAUGUAGAUGUAAAAAAGGUUAAAGGUAAAAGACCCCUGGAUGGUUAAGUCCAGUCAAAGGUGACUAUGGGGUUGUGGCGUUCACCUCGCUUUCAGGCCGAGGGAACUGGUGUUUGUCCACAGACAGCUUUCCAGGUCAUGUGAACACCGCGACGAAGCAGAGCACACGGAAACGUCGUUUACCUUCCCAUUGCAGCAGUACCUUUUUAUCUAUUUGCACUGGCAUGCUUUUGAACUGCUAGGUUGGCAGGAGCUGGAACAGAGCAAUGGGAGGUCACCUCGUUGUGCAGAUUUGAGCUGCCGACCUUCUGAUCGGCAAGCCCAAGAGGCUCAGUGGUUUAGACUACAGUGCCACCCGCAUCCCCUGAUGUAUAUGCAUAUAUAUGGCUGGCUGAAGCUAUUCAACCCAUACAGCUACAUUCUGGUGAUGAAUAUCACCAGAUAUUCAUCUGGCUAGGCAGAACAGGCUGAGCUUGUAGCCGUGGGGGCAUGUAAAUGAGCCAAUCGAAUGUGCUUUCUGGAUUCAAUAAAUAUGCUAUAUUUAAUCUAUAUCUAUCUAUCUAUCUAUCUAUCUAUCUGGUCCACAUGGUUGGAAUAUCUGACCCCUGCAUAUGCAGGAACAGUUUUAAAUAAGCAGCAUUUCAAAGUAACCCACUUCUUGGAAAAACAAUUGCUUCCCCAUUCUUGAUUGUAAGAGGGGAACAUGCAGUGGGGGAUUUGCUAACUAGGAAAAAAGUUAGUCACCUUUUCACUGAGGAAUCUACAUUAAACAAAAAAAUCAUUUAUCUUUGUUGAAGGUUAGAUUCCCUCCCCCUGCAAAAAAAUCUGCUGUUGCUAGAAAAGAAGAUGAAAAGUUAGGAUUUGUGCUUGUUUUGAAUGAAGGAAUAAUCAACAGGCCUCGAAAGUCCUACGAUGUCACUGGGACUCAGAACUGGCAGUCUAGCCUCACCCUUCCUGAUCUCACAAUUUGAUGUCUGCAUUUUUUAAAGGCACUAACAUAACCCAAAUUCUGCAAGAAGAAAAGCUUAAUUAAAUUAAUUGAGAGAGCCAGUGUGGUGUAGUGGUUAAGAGCGGUAGUCUCAUAAUCUGGGGAACCAGGUUCGCGUCUCCGCUCCUCCACAUGCAGCUGCUGGGUGACCUUGGGCUAGUCACACUUCUCUGAAGUCUCUCAGCCCCACUCACCUCACAGAGUGUUUGUUGUGGAGGAGGAAGGGAAAGGAGAAUGUUAGCCGCUUUGAGACUCCUUAGGGUAGUGAUAAAGCGGGAUAUCAAAUACAAACUCUUCCUCUUCUCUUCUAAAUCCACAUAGUUCUAUAUUAGCAUUAUUCUACUAGACAUGGGGAACGCCAAAAGGCUAUGCAAAGCACAGAAAAACCACUCUAAUCCUCUCUAGAUCUUGCUCCUACUCUUCCUCUGCUUCUGAAAAUUAUUAGGCAUUCAAACAUUUAGGUUGGAAGAGCAAUUUAGACACCAGUGGGGAACCAGCAAGCAGGACCCGAGCUCCAGAACACUCUUCCCCUCCUGCAGUUUCUAGUGACUGGUACUCAGAUGCAUACUCUCUCCCAAUGUAAUCCUUUGCCCAGGUAGCAGCUUUCUGCAGCUGGUUUGUGUGUGCACAUAAGUUACAGAGCAUUGCCUGACCCUAACUAAGCAAGAUCAUUUGUUUGAAGACAAGGACCGCAGUUCAGCACAGAGCUAGAUGUGUUGGGUUGUGGGCUAAGUGCCCAGAACUUCCCAGAAGUGAGACUGGUUACUAUUUGGCAAAAAAGCAUGCUUCUCAAUGUGAUGGAAAGCAAAACAUCAAACGCAGUUUUGUUUGAAAGCCAUAAAUUUUUCUCUUUCGUCACUGAGGCUGAAUCCUGACAAGGCAGAGGUCCGGUGCCUGGGUGGUACUUGGGCCUGGGAAUUGAAUAGGCAACUUGUUCUGGAUGGGGCUACAUUCCCUCUGAAAGACCAAGUAGUUUAGUUAGGGGAUACUCCUUGAUCCAGCUUUGUACCUGGAGGCCCAGGUGACCUCGAGUGGCAUGGAGUAGCUAUGGGUGUUGCUGGACAGAGAUAGCCUAGCCAUGGUGACUUAUGCUCUGGUAACUUCAUGUUUGGGUGAUUGUGAUGCACUUUCUGCCUGUGAAAGUAAUCUGGAAAUUGGAGUUUGUGCAGAAUGCGGCCUGGUUCAGUCCCUGGCAUCUCGGAGAGCUACUGCCAGUCAGUGUAGGCAGUACUGAGCUAAAUGGACCAAUGGACUGACUUCUGUGGUUGUGCAUAUCCUGUUUUAUGCAUGAUGGUGUAUGGACAAAGCUAUUUCUGCAUAAUACCACUUUGAAGGAGACGAGGGUGGCGCUGUGGUCUAAACCUAGGGAUUGCCGAUUGGAAGGUUGGCGGUUCGAACCCCUGUGACGGGGUGAGCUCCCGUUGUUCGGUCCCAGCUCUUGCCCACCUAGCAGUUUGAAAGCACGUCAAAGUUCAGGUAGAUAAAUAGGUACCGCUCCGGUGGGAAGGUAAACAGCAUUUCCGUGCGCUGCUCUGGUUCGCCAGAAGUGGCUUUGUCAUGCUAGCCACAUGACCUGGAAGUUGUACGCCGGCUCCCUCAGCCAAUAAAGCGAGAUGAGCGCCACAACCCCAGAGUCGUUUGCGACUGGACCCUAACGGUCAGGAGUCCCUUUACCACUUUGAAGGUUCAAAUACAGUGGUACGUUGGGUUAAGAACUUAAUUCGUUCCGGAUGUCCGUUCUUAACCUGAAACUGUUCUUAACCUGAAGCACCACUUUAGCUAAUGGGGCCUCGCGCCACCAGAGCACAAUUUCUGUUCUUAUCCUGAAUCAAAGUUCUUAACCCAAGCUACUAUUUCUGGGUUAGUGGAGUCUGUAACCUGAAGCAUCUGUAACCUGAAGCAUCUGUAACCUGAGGUACCACUGUACUUAUAAGUGAUUUAUUUGCACGUUCUCUCUCCUUCCCUCUCCCUACCCUUCCAGGUUUCAUCAAGAAGAUGGCCUACAACGGACUUGUUAGUUUUGGGCAGCAGCUGGUUCGUCGGAAAGUGGUGGACUGCACAAGUGAGGCCAGCCGGCUGUCGCGAUGCCUCAACACCUUCGACUUGGUUGCCCUUGGCGUAGGCAGUACGCUUGGGGCAGGAGUCUACGUUCUUGCUGGGGCAGUGGCUCGAGAAAACGCAGGACCUGCCAUUGUCAUCUCUUUCCUGAUUGCUGCUCUGGCUUCUGUGCUGGCUGGACUUUGCUAUGGGGAAUUUGGUGCCAGAGUCCCAAAGACUGGAUCAGCUUAUCUCUAUAGCUAUGUGACGGUCGGUGAGCUGCUGGCCUUCAUCACGGGAUGGAACCUAAUUCUCUCCUAUGUCAUCGGUGGGUAAUUUUUUGUGCCAUUGCUUCAAUUAUACUGUGCAAAAUGCACAGCAGGAUCUGUGAAAAAUUUUAUUUCAUACCCUGUUUAUAGCUGCAGUUUCCUUUUUGAGAGUUCAAAGCGCUUUGUGCAAGUUACUAUGUUGUAAUAGGAAAUGCGCAAUAUAUUUGGAUAAGGAGGACUCUGUAACAGACUCGGGCUCGGAUAGUGAGUGAAGGAGCACUCUCACUAGGAAAAUAACAAGGCUGUAAUCUAAACCCAUUUAAGUAGGCUUACAGGUGUUUAGAUUGGGCCACAGUUUCUUGUUGCUCCAAUCUUUCUGUGGAAAUCCCCCUGUUAGCUUUAGUUUCUGUUCCAGCAAAAAGGAGAUUUGUGUUUGGGUUCCUCUAUUGGAUUGAUUUCACAUAAGCAAGCUCUCGUUUUUGCCUCCUGACCAGCAAUUUGAAGAGUUGGGGAGAUUUAAUGUGAAACGAUUCCUCUUUUCCUCUUAGAUAAUUAGUGCUCUCAGAAUCCACAAAGGGACCACCUGAUAAGGGGACAGAUCACAUGUGAACGAACAUUUAUCACUAUGCAUACAUCUGAUUGAUUGAUUGAUUGCUUAAAAUGUUGCUAUGCUGCUUUUCUGAAACUCGAAGCUGCUUACAAAAAAAGAAGAAAAGUAGGAUAGUAGUUAAAAUCAAGCCAGAAAACACAGAAAUUGCCAGUGUUUCAUUUUCCGCAACAUAAUUAAAGCCGGGAGUGCCUUUCAGCUUUGUAAAAGCAUAUAGAGAUUUUGAACCCGUUUAUUGCAUUUGUAUCCCAUCUUCCCUUCCAUCAUCAGGUUGGAGAGCAAGUGUUGCGAAGGCCUUGCUUCUGGCAGCUGCAAGUUCUUGCCUCACCCACUUUCAGAAUGCAGAGUCAGGGCCUUGUGUCUGUGUGCUUUAUUAUGGAGGAAAUAACUUGUGAAAGAUAAAAUAUAACCUUGAUAGAAGAGUGAGUGGAAUAAUAAGAGCAGGGAAGUGUUGGGUGGAGUUCGCUGUGUGUGUCAGAUUGAGGGUGUUGGUGGCAAAAUGGGGAGUGGGGGGCUGUGAGGCAGGCAGAGAGGAAGCGAGAUGAAAGGGAUAAUGAAAUCAUGUGUAAAAAGAGAUCAGGCAAUACGUUAGGCCCGGAAGCGAGAACUAUAAGACUGUUGUCUCUAACAACUUCCUGUUCAGGAGCAAUUACAUACACUUUUAUGUUUUAAGUGCCCACAUUCUGGUCUGGGUGGGUCUAAGGUAAAUACAUCACAACCCACCUGACUUGUGUGGAUGCAGUUGAGACUUCUCUGGAAGUCAGUAGGUGCUGUUUUUAAGGGAAGCCAGGACUCAGCGGAGUAGUGCAGAAACUGACUUGAGUCACCACCUAUCGACCGGCUCUUGCGAGGAACCUAGGGAACGUCGCAGCAAUGUGAUGCACACCAGCCUUCCCCAACUUGUUGCCCUCCAGGUGAUCGUCCCCAGCUAGUCUAGCCAGUGAUUGGGAAUGAUGGGAGUUGGGAAUCCCAGCAUCACAUCUGGAAGGCACUAUGCUCGAGGAAAGUUGAUGUACAUAAAGAAUGUAGGUUGAUGAAUCCUAGAAGCCUUAUUUGGGCAUUAUGCUCUUCAGUAGGACAUGCAAGGGGGGUGAGAUGGUGGAUGAGCAUCCUCGCCAUCAGGUGAGGACGGUUGUCUGCAGCAGGGAGCCUCUUGUCGUCAUGGAGACUGCCUGGAGAAUGCUGCACUACUUGGAGCCUACAUCUCCCUGCUGGAGAUGGUUUCCUUCCAACUUGUGUAGGAUGACAGGGGUGCUGGUGCUAGCAGACACGUCUCAUAUGUUCUGUUCACUUGUGAGUAUAAUGUCUGUAUACAGCUCAAGUUUGAGGGGGCUGAACGCAAAGUUCUAUAGGAAGUUAAUUAGACUAUUCAUGUGUUCUUUUGAAUGCAUGAGGCCUUAAACGAGGUAGAAGGGAGCAGGUGUAUGUCUGCUCCACCCUUGAUGCUGAAGGGAGGUUGUGUGUGCAUGCUUGCAAGCCCCUUCAGAGCUUGACAUGGUAAGGGUUUGGGGAGGAGAGGGUGUGCCUGGUGUGUACUGGAGCAUUGGGGAGUGGCUGCCAGCACAUGCAUGCCCUGCACAUCCUUUUGAAUGAAUUAAUAGGGCUUUAGAAUGAAUAGGGUGAGUGAAAAUUAAGGCCCGGUUAGUAGGAGGACAUUGCAUGCUUAAAUGCAUUUUUAUAUAAAAAUUUUGGUGUGUAGGAAACUGGUGCAUUCAGGAGGGAGCUAGGCCUUUUUCAUUGAUGUACUAGGGGUUUUGUGUAUGUGUUUUAGAAGCUUGCAUAGAAUUUUCAAAACGGAGGCAGCAAAUAAGAAUGUGAUUCCCCCCCCCGCCCCAAUCUACAGGCCGAAAUGGCACAGUCCCUAUAAGGCAGUAUCCCAUAAUUAUUUUGGAAGUGUAGAUUGUCUCAGUGAAGCUCUUUUGAUUUUUAUUAGACCAAAUAUUUGUACAGUUCAUGCAAUUUGAUAAAUUUAUUUUGUUGAACAUUGAGGAAUUGGCUUUCCUUGUAGCAGUGUCCCUAGGGAACUGGGGUGUUUAUUGCCUCAUCUUCAUUUAGAACAACUGCUUUUUUAAUGCCCAGACAGCAAGAUUAAUUUAACAUGUUGACAUUGCAUCACUUACCCAGGAGCACCUUCAGGGACUUCUGCAUCAUUAUAGCGACUGUGGUUUGAAAUCCGCUCAAAGCAGGUUUUUGCUUGGCAGUUCCUGGAAUGUAGCUGAACAAUGUUGGUCUUUGAUGAUAUCCAAGCUAUUUAGUACAGUCUUCCAGUGGGCAGUUUUUGUUGCAAGGAGAAGGCAUUUAGUUUUGUGUGUGUUAAGGUGGGAGGAUAGAUAUUAAUGUUUUGCUUGUAUUUCUUUAAAUACUUGCUGAAGCACAGCAUGAAUUCAUUCUAAGGAUAGAAUUUGUUUAAGGAGAGAAAUAGGAGUGGUGUUGUAGGGAAGGGUGUGGAGGGAAUGUAUCUUGAACUUCAAAAGCUCCCUAUUUAUUUACAUCUCCUUGGUUUUCAUGCACAUCAUUUUAAGGAAUUUCCUUGCUUUUGUAGGUGUUUAUAAAUGUUGCAAAACACAACUCUUGUUGAUCAGAGAAUGGGCCCUCGCCAUAACUUCCUCCUUUCAGGCAGUUCCUCAAAGCUUUGUUUAGUAGCUUAAGAACUGGACAUAAGUGCAUUCUACGAGUGGUCAGGGAAUAUUCACAAACAGUAUACUGAAGGGUGAAAUGUCUUCAUUUUUAGCACUGUGCAUAAUCUAUCUUAGUCCCAGCCCAUAGCGUUCAUGUGGUCAUCUGUGUUAUAGAACGGAGCAACCUGACAGCUUCUUGAAUCACUUCCUCCAAAAUGGUGCCACCUAGAUAUUGUAAACUGCUUUGAGGUUCCCCCCACUACAAUCAAGCAGUAUAAAUUUUUUAUGAAAUCAUAGAAUUGUAGAGUUGGAAGAGAUACCAAGGGUCAUCUAGUCCAAUCCCCUGCAAUGCAGGAAUAAAAUAAAAUAAAGAAUUGUUGGACAACCCUGUUCCCAUCAGCCCCAGUAAACAUUGCCAGUGGUCAGGGAUAGUGGGAAUAGAAACCCCAGGUAGACCUGAGUGCAUUAGCCCAGUGGGAGUAACUGAGGCUCACAUGGCUAUAGCAGUUGCUUGAAGUCAGUAAUUUUGGCCACAGUAAAGGUGGGACAGCCCCGGUUUGAGAAGAAGAGGUCAGUCUUGCCUUGCUUCCUCGUGCAACCAGAUUUUCUUGCUUUCCUCUCUCUGGUACUAAAUUCCUGAAUCCUGACACUGCUUUCUAAUGCUCCAUCCUAUGUAAAACUAUCUGUGCAGUUGUGUUGCGAUGAAAGGCAAACUUUUCCCCAUGGGCUUUGCAGCAUGGCUGUUGUUUCUGUCUGGUCUGCUCACACUCCGUCCUUGUUAACUUUUGAAAUGGGGAGACCAUAUUGGAGAGAUGAAUUUGUGGUGCGGAACCUGUUGCCCCUACUACCCUUUCUCACCACACUUCCGUGAACCACACCUCUUGAGUUCUCUGAGUAGCCCCUGGCCCCUGUACACUAUGCUGCUCUUGAGAAGAAUAUUUCUUGGCCAAGGUUAGAUGGGCUCGUGGUAAGAUGCCAUAGCUGUCUCGCUUUCCCCUGGUGCUGUAAGCAUGUUGAUGGGGUAUAAUGUUUGUUACAGAAUUGGAAUAAUAAUAAUAAUUUAUUAUUUAUACCCUCUGGGUGGCUCCCAACUGAAUAUUAAAGACAUCAAACAUUAAAAACUUCCCUAAACAGGGCUGCCUUCAGAUGUCUUCUAAAAGUCAGAUAGCUGUUUAUUUCCUUGACAUCUGAUGGGAGGGCGUUCCACAGGGCGGGUGCCACUACCGAGAAGGCCCUCUGCUUGGUUCCCUGCAACCUCGCAGUGAGGGAAGGCCCUUGCUGCUGGACCUCAAUGUCCGGGCUGAACGUUGGGGGUGGAGACAGAACAGAGUACAAUGUUCUGUUCAGUAGAUUCCGAAGCAGAGGAUAGAGAAUUGAAUUAAGUCAAUGAGGGCUAAGCAUGUGGAACUCAUCCUCUAGAAGUCUUUGAAUGGAUUUGCCAAUAAAUCAACAACUGUAUGUGUCUAACCAUGAGUAUUUGCAUAGCCAGUAAAGGUAAAUUUGAUGGAAAGAGGCUUCCCCCAUUGCUUAUUGUAUAUUAAUAGAAGCAAGUGUAUGUGGCAGCCUUGAGGGAUGGGCAUAGGAAUGGGACACACAUGGUGGGGCUGAGAAAGUAAAGACCUUCUGGGGGUGUAUUCACAAGGAAUUAAAGAAGAUGUUUAAAAUUUCGAUAGAAAAGAAGCCAGAGGCAUAUUUAUUAGGCAUUUUAGGCAAAGACAUACUACAGGAUAAGAAAAUAUUAUUCUUAUAUGCCACAGCCGUAGCCAGACUAUUACUUGCUAGAAACUGGCAAGGGGAUACUAUCCCCACAAAGGAAGAUUGGAUAAAUAAAUUAUAUGAAUUUAUAGGAUUAGCCAAACUAACAGCAGCCAUAAGAAAUCAGUCUAAUCAGAGUCUAAGGAAGGAAUGGCAAUGUUUUGAAGAUUAUAUAAAGAAACACUGUUCUAAAGAAAACAUAUUGAUAUGCUUAGAACAAGUAUGUAAAGAGGAACUAAAUCAAGGUAAAAUUAUUAAUAGAAAUAAAAUGGUCAACAUAAGGACACAAUGUAAAUAAGAGUAUGCAGUAAAGAACGUUGAGUUGUGGUGGAGGAAAGUCACAUGGGUGCAAAAUAUAGUUGUUUAUUAGUAUAUAUGAGUUCGGGUUUGGUAAAAUAUGGUUUAUGAAUUGUAACUAUGUCUUUCAUUUUCUUUCUGUUUGUGAAUAAUAAUAAUAAAUGUUUAUCCCGGGGUGGGGGGGAGGAUAGUUGCCAACGAUCUCCAAUCCCCGACCCUAAUGCCUUGGAUUAUCAACUUGAAGAAUCCAUGUGAGGAUUGACAACAGUCCCUGUGUUGUUCCGGCAUAUAAAUCACAGUGCGAGAAGUCCCUCCCCCAAAUCUUCCACUGUUAAUUUCUUUGAUUUACAAUUGCAUCACAUAACCAAUUGUGGUUUUUUAUGUUUAACAAAUUUCCCUGAAAUCAAUGGAUAUAGUGUGGUAUUAAAUAAGCAACUAAGCAAUUCCCAAUUUUUAUUCUCUGACAGGGACAUCAAGUGUGGCCCGAGCAUGGAGCGCAACGUUUGACGAACUCAUAGGCAAGCAUAUUGGAAUGUUCUUCCAACAGUACAUGUCCAUGAAUGCUCCUGGUAUUCUAGCAAAAUAUCCAGACGUCUUUUCUGUUUUCAUUAUCCUGAUCUUAACAGGUAAGACAGAGAGAGAAAGCUGGUUUGGGAAGUUUUUCUGGACUAAGAAUUUGUUGUCCUCCUGCAUUCUCUUCGUUGGCAAUCCCAGGAAGAGCAAACACCCUAGCUAUAUUUGGGCCUUGUUUUCAAAGCUGCUUUGUUUGCCUCGAGUGUCAGGUUGACCUAUUGGAAAGCUAGCAGAGUUAGGACUGCAGCGGCCACCUUCCCUUUGAAAUUGUUUUGUUAAAAGAAGGGCGCUGUAGGCGCUUUAGUGGAAAUGGGUGUCAGGCAGCAACAAUGCUUAUUACCGUAGAGGAGGAGGCAAGCUGGAAGUCUUCAAACGCUGCAGAAGAACUUUGAUUUGUUAACUUCAACAGUCUGCCAAUUCCUUUAGAGCUCCAGCCAGGAAGAUGUGGGGAAAGAAGACAGGGCUGCCAUCAUGCUGGUGGAUGGCUGUUUAUCUUACAAGAGUCAAAACAUUGAAACGCUGUAUGGACUUUAUUUAUUUAGUGAGCACAGAAUUUAUUCUUUUAAAAAAGGAGAAACCACCCAGCCUUGAAGACGCAUGCAAAAUGUGCUGGAUAUGAAACUGCACAAACUAAUUUUCUCCCUGGUAUAUUUUGGCAUUUGUGGGACAGUGGCCCGGUCGAACUUGUGAGUGGAUUGCUAUUUUGGAAAAUAAACCCCCCCAAAGUCUGUUUUUUAUGCCCGGAGCUUCUUGUGUAGACCCUCUAGUUUGUGGCCAUUCACAGCGUUCCCCAACUUAGUGCCCUCCAGGUGUUGUUUGACUGCAGUUAUAACCAUCCCUGACCACUAGUUAUGCUGGCUGGGGCUGAUGGGAUUUUAUCUAAAAAAAAUCUGGAAGGCGGGAAAAGCCUCUGUGGAGGAGUUACAGCAGUAGCAUUGCUGCCAUUUUCCAGGAGGGACGUGGCCAGGACUGAAGAGAUGCCCUGGAGGAGACAAUUUGAUGCUUCUGCUAGUGCACCCAAGCAGCCCCUGUCUGGCCACUGCCUUGCCCCAUCCUCCCUUGUUAAGUGGCAAAAGCACCACUGGCUGGGAGACACUUGCUAUGGCUCCAUCCACUGGUUGAGCCACUCCUGUACCAGGUUAGAGAAAGCUGCCUUGGAGUUGCAAUGUUGCCUUCAAUGUGGGCGUAUUCAUAGCAUACCACAAUGAGUGAAGAAGUCAAUUGAUUUGUCCAUUCAGAGUACUUUCUAAUACUCUGAAUGGGCAAAGUGGUUGACAUCUUCACUUCAAUUGAAUUGGCCCUAAAAGGAAGACCAAACUAACCCAACAUUUCUCUAAAGUCCCAUAUUUAAUUGUUAAAAAUACUGUAGAUUGUUUCUGUUUUUCGAACCUCUCAGGAGAUUUUAUUGAUUUGUUUGUAACCAUUUAUAAACCGCUUAAUAUUUUCACAGUAUUUAAGUGGUGUACAGUUCUUUUAAAGAAACAAUAGCAUUAAUAACGCAGCCUAAAACCAAUAAAAUGGGGAUUAGGGGAUUCAGACAUACAGAUCAGGUUCUGAUUGUGCAGGUCACGGAAAGCCUGGGCAAAAAAAAUAAGGGUGGAAUUCAUAUGCCCCUCUCCUCCGUAAUUUCUGUGGGGAAUGGUGGUUACUGCAAAUGAGGAGGAAGAGAUGAGAAGAACCGAAGCAAACAGGAGUAAGAGGGAGCAUGUAAGCUCAGCGUGUUUAUGACUUCAGUAUUUGCUUGUAAUGUCUGAAUCGAGCCUUGGGGCAACUCACUAUGCUAAAAAUAAUGUAACAGGUUAGCAGCACGGCAAAUUGUGCACCCAUGAAAGCGCUGAUCUUUCCAGAGACAAAAUACCUUUGCUGUUGAUAGAGCUUGUCUAAUUAACCACUGUACAUUUUCUAGGACUUCUAACUUUCGGUGUGAAAGAAUCUGCCAUGGUUAACAAAGUGUUCACCUGUAUCAACGUCCUUGUCUUGGGCUUUGUGAUAGUGUCGGGGUUUGUGAAGGGCUCGAUUAAACACUGGCAGAUUCCAGAAAACAUCUCGGAUCCUUCACACAAGUAGGUUCAAUUUUAUUUUAACAUGCAGUAAGACAUGUUUGUAGGCUUAUUUGCUAGAGUCCUUCAGAAAUCAAAUCUAUGAGUCUGCCUCGAUAUUUCCAGUAGCAGAGGACUCCUCCUUUUACCAUCUCCUAUGAAACGCUGUGAGGGUUCUUCUCAACCGUGCUAGGGCACACAGAGUGCCUUUUGCCUGUCCUGGCUCAGGACACCGGCCACUGCCCUGUUUCCUAGGAUCAGAGCUUCUCGACAGAGUUUGACUGCCAGGAGCAGGGUCUAUCUGUGAUGCUGCUUUUAUAUAGCACUGCUCUUCAUGUGUGUUAAUUGGCCCAUGUUUUAAAUGUUUGGAUAUACUGCUGUGAUUGUUGUUUUUAGUUCUACUGUUACAUAUCUUCUGUACAUCUUCUGAGGCCCUUCUUCGUGUGUCUCCUCCUUGAGAGGUCCGGAGGGUGGCAACACGAGAACGGGCCUUUUCUGCAGUGGCUCCCCAUGUCUGUGGAACGCUCUCCCUAGAGAAGUUCGACUGGCGCCUUCAAUAUACACCUUUAGGCGCCAAGCAAAAAUGUUCCUUUUUAACCAGGCCUUUGGUUGAUUUGAUUGACACCCUAUGCUCUUUAAAAAUGUUUUUUUGGGGGAGUUAUUGGGUGGCUGUUUUUAUUUUGGUUAUGGAUGUUGUGGUUUUAUAUUUUGAUUUUAUUCUGUAAUCCACCCUGAGAUCUGCAGGUAUAGGGUGGUAUAUAAAUUCUAUUAUUAUUAUUAUUUAUUAUUAUUAUUAUAUUUCCGGAAGCAGUCCACAAAUCCUUCUAUAAAUAAAUAUCUUGAGAGGUUGGUGAUGUAAUGCCACCUUCCUUUCACGCCUGCUACUUUCACUUUCCUCUACUUUUGUCUUUUAGGGAAACAUUUCCUUUGCUUAGGAAUAGUGGUGACAGCCGUAUAGAGAUGCUUUGCAAUUUCAUUCUGGGCUGUGCAGUAGAGUCCUUCUAAAUACAUCUGUUGGGCAUUCAUCACCCAGCCUUGCAUAACUGGAUUUAGGAGUUGUUGCUAGAUUUAUGUAACAAUGCCUCUUGGCUAUGCUUGAGUUAAUUAAGCAUGUCUGUGACGUUUGGAAACAAAAUAUAGGCCUUUUAAAUUGGAUGAGACAUGGAGCCUUUGAAAAGAAAUGGGGUCCAUCCAGGAGAUAGAACGUUUCUCCAUAUGGAUUUCACGCAAGGGCUAGCCUCUGUAAGUGUUCAGAACCGUGGUUGAACCAGAAUGGGAUGGCAGAGUGAGAAAAGGUGUUGCUCCACUCGCCAUUGACUUUGGCCCUGCCCACAGCCAGCAUGUGGCUAUGAUAAGUCAUUGCUGGGGAAAUUAUGGGGGAAAGUUUCUCUGUCCCUGUCAAGUGACUGAGGGUGGAAUACAAUUAAGUGGCCAUUGCUUAAUUGGAGUUGGCACUUUCAACCAACUUGCUAGUCUUUAAGGAGCCACAAUUCCGUUUUUGCAGGGCAGAAUUGUUCAACACAAACAAUUUGCGUAUAGAUUGUUCUAUGCAGCACAGAGCCAAAGCACUCUGCUAUUGAACGCACAAAGAAAAAUAGUAAAACAUUAAGCCUACUUGGAACAAAAGGAACUAGGAACAAACGCUCUGGCAACUGCAUAUGAUUAUUUUGGGCAUCGUAGUGAAGGCCUUGCCAGGCUAAAAUUAUUGAGGACACAUUCAGUACAGAAUUAGGAUCCAAGCCAGCUUUCCCCAACCUGCUGCCCUACAACUCCCAUCAGCCCCAGCUGUGCUGGCUGGGGCUGUUCUAGUCCUAAACAUCUGGAGGGCACCAGGUUGGGGGAAGGCUGGUCUAAGUGAAGAACUUCUGAGGUGUCCUUUUGAUUUUCUUGCACUGUACUUUGUGAAUUUAAGCUCUGCAUCCUUUGGCCAAAACCUCUGAAGAAGCAAUCAGAUGUUUCAAAUCUUCUCUGUGACUUACAAAGUUUUGCUAGAUUUAACAAGAGGAAAUAAAAAAUUCUUUUUGAAAAAAAGCUUCUGAAUGGUUUCAAAAACAUUUCGCAAAUUAGCCUAAAUGUUUUGUGGUUGCUGUUGUUGAUGAUAAUAAUAAUAAUAAUAAUAAUAAUAAUAAUAAUAAUAAUAAUAAAAUUAAUCUCCAUAUAAUAACAAAAUGUGUUACUCAACCCUAUCUGUGCCUACUUGGAAGUAAGUCCCACUAAUUUUAAUAUAAUUUCCUGUGUCCACUGGGAGUAUUAUAGCCUUUGUGUGCUGUGGUUUGUGAUGAUCUCAAAUCUACAGGUUUUGUGCUUUUAGCAGGGUACAGAGCCCCCAAAGUUUCUCUACCAAUCUACAGUUCUCAAGAUUCAUUAAGGGACGCCACAACAGUUAAACUGUGCUGGAUUGGACCCAAAAGCAUGUCCGAUCUACUAUCCCUUUUCCUGUAGUGGCUAGUCAGACACCUGUGGGAAGCCCAGAUCACGACAUGAGGGCAGUAAUCCUCACCUGCACCUAAAAGUGGUGUAAAACCAGCAUACAUCUCUACUAUAGAUGGACCAUUGAUGUGUCAACUGCAUGUCUUGUUGGAGGCAAUUCUUCCUCUUGAAGUCAUCAGUGUGUUGCAAACUGUCCUUUGAAUCUACUAGUCUUGUUGAGAGGAAUAACCUACAUCUCUUGUUGCCUGUUUUUAGUGAAACCAUUCCAGAACAUGGUGUUGGCGGGUUUAUGCCCUAUGGAUUUUCUGGAGUUCUUUCGGGGGCAGCAACAUGCUUUUAUGCAUUUGUGGGAUUUGACUGCAUUGCCACCACAGGUAAGGACCCAGGACUCACAGUGAAUAAACACUGUACUUCAUUAUGAAUUCUGCCCACAGUUCGGCCUUCUUUGUAUGUGGCUGAUCAUGAGACCACAAAGAUUGGGGAAUGGGGGCCAAAGGAAAAUGUGGCAGUUCUUCCCUCAUUAGCAAAGUUGUGUGUGAAUACCUAUAAGCCGCGGCAGUCCUGCAAAGAGGAAUGAAAGUAAUAGCUGAAGAACUUCUAGUUGAUAGAUUGUCUUUUAACUAAUUGCUUUUGUUUACCAAAUGUACUUUCUGUACAAGGGAGCCCUUUUAAAGAUCAGAAGGUGAUAACUUAACAAAGAACAGUCACUUCUUGUUCACCCACUCAGUGUUUGGGGAAAGGGAUUUUUUAAAAAAAUGUUUACAUUAAAUUUGUGAAACAAGCAAACAGGUUUUUGAUUCUGUUCUCCAAAUCGGCUGCCUUUCUGUGGUCAUGGCUUUAAACACUCCAGCCAUGCUUGCACACAAAAAUAAGCAAUAUUGCACAAUAAUAAGCAAUAUACUUUUUGGUACACACAUGGAAUCUCUUUCCAUAAAGCUAGCAACCUGCCUUGUUUUCAUGGCUAAGUAUCUCUUGAGUACAGUUUCAGUUAAUUUAAUUGUACUGAGCUGUAGCCAAUUUCAGAGUAGACCAUUUAAACAGAUGGAUAUGUCUAAUAUUGGUCCAUUGAUUUCAGCAGGUCUUCUGCAUCAAACUACUGGGUAAAGUUCACUGAUUAUAUCAUGCAGCUGCCAUGGAGAGUUGAUAAGUUAAGGGCUAAAUGACCAAAAAUGCCUAAAAUAUUUGCAGUUUGACCUUUUCUUACACCCCAAGGCUCUAGUCUGUCUUCCUGUCACUCUUCCUCUUCCUUCCUUCCUUCUAGUCAAGGUCGACUUUUGUUUCAGUUCUGCCAACUUCCUUGUGCAGUUUAGGCCACUGGGACUUGGUUCACACAUCACAUUAAACUAUAGUUGAAAUAAAUUGUGGCUUAAUGUGAAUGAGCAGAGUUCUUGGAUACCAUUUGUGGUUUUAUGGGAGAGGAGCAAACCACAAGUCCAGGUAUGGACAACAUGACAAGCCAGGCUAUGGCUUGUUUCUCAGCCUCAAGGCAGGAACAGGAGAAGAGUGAAGUGUUGGGUGAUUUUGACAGCAUACACCAGUUCAGUGUUUCCACUGUGUUCUUUAUCAUAAGAAUGCAGUAAAAGUGAACUACUCACACACUGCAAGAUUCAACAGGUGCUCAAUGCAGACUUCUUUUCUGGGAGGAGAUUUAGCCUUACAAGUCUAUAAUGUUAGGUGGAUUUAAAACUAGCAAAGUCCUGUAGAUCCACAUCAGAUUUUAAGGGUCAGUCUGUGGGUUCAGCAGAAUCAAAUGGUAAAGUGUAACCUUCAUGCUGUAUGUGAUCUCAUGUUUGCGUGAACGCCUCCUUGUGACACAAACUUCCUGCAUGUCCUGGGUCUGGUCUUUUGUAAUGGAGAUGAUCAGAACCUACUAAGUUGUGCAUGAUUAACUUGACCUCUGAUGAGUUUAUCUCCAGGUGCAGAAUUAUAGCCAAUUACGCUUUUUUGAGCUGUAUUCUAGAUGCCUAUGAAGCGUUAAUCUCUUAAUCUGAUCAUAACCCCUCUUCUGCAAUAUGUAAAAACCCACUUGCUUCUAUAUUUAGAUAUCAUGCAAUAUGGUUGUCAUUUUUUAAAAAGGCAGUUCCAUCAACUGAAUUAAAUGCACAUAUUGCAAAAUGUCAGUACGAUUCACUUUUUUAGGUACUGAAGGAAAUAAGGUUUCUAUUUAAUUGCUUAAUAGGUUACAUGCAUAUCCGAAGAAGAGUUCAUUAAAUUUCUUUCUCAUCAAAUUAGUUUGGGGAAGAAAGGACUCAGUACAUCUGUGUGACAUGCACGAUAGCAGUCACCUCAAGGAGUUCCAGAUUGCAGUCAUUAUUAUUUGUUUCAGCCUUGCUUGAUUAUCGUUGUGCAGUGCCAUCCUGUACACGUCUACUCAGGAGUAAUCCCCAUAGAAUUCAGUAGGACACUCCCAGGUACAUGUGCAUAUCACAGCAUUCAUAGUAGACCAUGCCAACUAAUCAGUUGAAUUUUGCACAGUCUGAAACAAGGGUUAAGAGCUUCCUUUGAGGGAGGACUCUGCAUUUUAUUCUCACUUUCUUUCUCUGGUUUUAUUUUUCUUUAGAUUAGCUUCCUUUAUCUUAUUGUAGUAUGAAAAAAAGCUUUAAUAAAGCCUUAUUUUUUAAUAAAGUGCACAGUAGACUGUUGCUGUUGACCAUCGUAUGACCUGCAGGUGAAUGAGUUCACUGAAAUGCUUUUUUAAAUGAUUGUGUUCCCUUAGAACGGGGGUGGGCAGAAGGUAAAUUUGGAUUUACCGAUAUAUCUCUUGGCAACUUACUGAAGAUUGCCAAGGAUUUCCAGCUCUCUGUUGUUUCACAAUAGCAAGUGAACAUUGAUGGGGGUAGUGUGGAAAGCUGGUCUUCAGAAUUUGGCCCUGUGCUAAUCAUUUCUCUCUCAGCCUCCAUGAACCCCACUUGCAAAAUAGGAGCAUAAAUUGGUUGCCAUUGGCCAUGUCUUCAUGCUGAUCUACUGCACCUCAGUAGAUUUGUAUUGCCUUAGUUAAUUGCCUUAAUCAUUAGAGACACCAUUUUGCAACUGUCCCUCUUCUCCCUCUGCCCCCCAACAUCACCACCCUUGUUUUGCACCCGGCACCAGCUGCUUAUGGUAAAAAAGAGCAGCACCCAAAGUAGAUCCCACAAGGCUAAAUUUUUCCUAUCUGUGCCUUCGAAGAUCUUAGGUUCCAUUCAAAAAAAAAUGUUUAGCUCUCAUAGUUGAUAAAUAUCAACAAAAGUUGUAGGGGGAGAAAAUGUCUUGGAAAAUAUUUUUUUCCACAUUGAAUUUCUCAUAGAUUGUGUAUUUUGUUACUGUAAAACAGUUUGGCACACCUUGAUAGGUAAAGCAAUACAAUGCAGUAUAUCUACACAACUAAAAUAAAGCUAAAAAUUUGACUCUGCAAAAUAAUAUUUUAAAGAACAAGAGAGGAAAUGGCAUCUUAACAAGUAAACAGCCCCUUCAAAAACUCCCUGCAAUUGAAGCUUCUUGGCACCCCUUGAAUUGAGGGAGAAUAUAGGUUCAGCUUCUCUCUCCCCCCCCCCAAUUAUUUCAUCGGGUUGCAAGGGGGAGAUAACGGCUAAAAGAAAGGAUUGAUCCCCUUCAUUGUUUCUGUAAUAACAUUUUCAGUCUUUGUGGCUGUUUUCUUUUCGUAGGUGAGGAAGUGAAAAAUCCCCAGAAAGCAAUUCCAAUAGGAAUCGUUGCAUCGCUUCUGAUUUGCUUUGUUGCAUACUUCGGUGUGUCGGCUGCUCUUACCCUCAUGAUGCCUUACUACAUGUUAGAUAAAAACAGCCCCCUGCCUGUUGCUUUUAAGUAUGUGGGAUGGGAUGGUGCAAACUAUGCAGUGGCUGUUGGUUCACUCUGUGCCUUAUCCACAAGGUAAGAUGCUGGGGCUUCCUUUGCUACUUGCUCAGUGGGGUUUGUGCUCACCUGCCCUGUUCUAAGACGUAAAUGCCCAGAAUACAUAGACCCUUUGAGAUUGCUUGUGUUCGCCUUGGCCUCAUUUCACAAUGUCAUAGAUGCAGAUUGUGGGGAGAGGGGGGGCCUUUUAAAAAAUCCCUUCCAUGAUAGGUGAAGGGUUGUAGCUCAGUGAUACAGGAGUGCUUCCUUUGCCUGCAAGAUACUCUGUCCCUGUUAUCUCCCAGCAGUGCUGGGGAAGAACCCCGUCUGAAAACUUUUGAGAUCUUCUGGUGGCCAGCAUGGAUGAAUGUUCUUCCACCUUGACUCCCCAGAUGUUGCUGAACUACAGUUCUCAUCAUCCCUGGCCAUUGGCUAAGAUUAAAUAUAUGGUUGACCCAAGGCUGAGGAACACUGGCAUAGACAAUUCUGAGCUAGAGGGUCACUGGUGUGACUCAUUCUAAGGGCAGUGACCUAACACCAGCCUUGCUAUGGAGUCAAAAAUGAACCAUUUCUUUGUAGGAGCUUAUAUGGCUCAGCUUAUAUGGCUGGCUAACUGGGUUUAGAAUAAUUUGGGAUACCUGAUGUUUCUAAGGCUGUUUUGUGUAUCCUGUGGCCCCUGGGAAUGGGAAGGAAGGAGAAACAUCUAGACCUCGCAACUGCAAGAUGGCAAAACUUUUCCUUUGUCUUCCAUUGCUCGAUAAAUUACAAAUCCCUUCUUUAGGUGCUGGUGUUGGUUUCCUAAAGAAAGUAAUUUUCCUUAAAGUAUAGAUAAAGACACUCUUGCUAGAUUGUUUUUGCAGUGAUGGUUUGCCUCGUGAAUGCAAGAUGAGCUUAGGUUAUGCCCUUGUCUCUUUCUAGUCUCCUUGGGUCCAUGUUUCCAAUGCCAAGAGUUAUUUACGCUAUGGCAGAAGAUGGACUACUGUUCAAGUUCUUGGCUCGUGUUAAUGAGAAGACAAAGACUCCGAUGAUGGCUACAAUAACCUCGGGAGCUAUUGCAGGUGAGACCCUAAGAUCCGUGAAGAAAGGACUGAGUAGCUAAUCCUGUUUUAAAAUGAGCAGAUCGAGCUAACACCCCAGUCCUCAGCACAUUCUCAUUAGUUCCUCAAAUAAAGCACUUAAGUGUUAUGCAAGGAGACUGCCUUGUACUUUCUAGAGUUUAGUGUUGCGAUUGCAUCUCAUCUUGGAAUUGCUUCAGGCAGUUCCUUUGUCUGUUGCAUCAUGCAAAGAAUUGGGACCAGGAUUAAAACAUACCCACAUGUACUCUUACUGUUUUUUUGCUGUUUCCUCUGCCAAGCGGAGCCUCUGUUUAAUAAGCAGGCUUCAACAGACUGCUGCUGUUUGUGAAAACAGGACGAGCAAAUCUCUUCUGGGGUUUAAAUGCUCUUUUUUUGAAUGCUGGCCUUGGUAUUCAUAUUUAUUUGUGUGGAAAACCAGGCUUCUAAAAGUCACAGGGUGCUUCCACAGAUACAAAAUGCCCCCUGCUUUAGGAGCAGGGUCUUAGGGCAGGGAGAAGAGCAGUUGUGGUCGUCUCCACUGCCUUCUCUUACGCCUUUAUUUAACACUUCUUUAAGGCACGGGACUCCUGUCUUUCUCUUGGGUUGCUUGGAAUGAAAGUGUGAAUAAGGAGUGAACUGUCAUGGCUAACUAGUCUUAUAUAUGAAAUGGAUUUACCCCACUGCAUUAUCUGUCUCUUCAUUGUCUCCCACCAGCUGUCAUGGCCUUUCUCUUGGACCUGAAGGAUCUUGUAGACCUUAUGUCCAUUGGGACGCUUCUUGCUUACUCCUUGGUGGCUGCCUGCGUGUUGGUGCUAAGGUACGGCACAACGUUUCUGUGUUACGGAGCAGAGAAGAUGGUUCUCAAGUGUUCCAGAUGCUAUUUAUUUAAAAAUUCCAAAAUUGGGACAAUGGUGUGUGUGUUUUUAGGCCAACCAAAACAUCAUAAUAUAGUGUGCAAGCUUCAGAGCUGUCCUGAACUCUUCAUCAGACUAGUUCAGGGAUGUGUCACCUUUUUGUCCCCCCCCCCCAGUGCCACAUUCACCCUUGGCCCAACCCUCACUGGCCGUGCUCUUUCCUGCUGGGGAUACUGAGCAAUAUUCUAGACAGCCACUGGCUUAGAAGAUUUAAGUGGUAUUUAGCAACCCUCUCCUUCAGAGUCACUGUUUUCAAUGCCUGGGAAUCAGUUUGGGAAGAAAACAUAUUAGGUGAGACUCUCUUAUAGUUACAGGUGAUAGGAUGGGGCUUAAUGUUGUCCAAUUCUUUUUUUCUCUUAGGUACCAACCGGAGCAGCCGAACUUGGCGUACCAGAUGGCUAGUACAAAUGAUGAGGCAGACAACAACGAGUCCGUGAGCACCAGUGAAUCUCAGACUGCGUUUCUGCCUGAAAAGGGAGAGAAGUUCUCCUUAAAAGCUGUUUUCCGCCCCCAAAAUACUGAUCCUUCCAAACUCUCUGGGUCCGUAGUAAAUGUCUCCUCCUGCAUCAUAGGUAAGAGUUGGUUUCAUGUGUGCAAUUGUUAAUUUAUUCUGCUCUGGCCUUUCUCCGAACAUGUGACAUUGAUAAUGUGGUUAGUUCUCUAUAACGCAUGCAGCUGCAGCUUCGUUUUGUAAGGUUGACUUGCAAAACUCCCAUAAAACAUAGCAUAUGGGUUUGUUUAAAUACCGGGAGCUGCCACUUUUUAGAUCCUUUGCCAAGACCUAAUUCUCCGUUAGAAUUUUCUGGUGCCCUCCAGAUCUAAUUGUACAACAACUGACCACUGACCAUGCUGGCUGAUGGGAGUUGAGGCUGGUGAAGUAUUCUGGUCCAACAGGACACCAGCAUUGGGGAUGAUUAAGAGAGUCUGCACACUUACGGUCUGUGAACUCUGGUUGCAGUCAUCUAAUUUUGUGCACCCCAGUCUAUAUCAGAAGAUUAAUCCCCGGGGCUUGGAAGAGGGUCAGAAUAUGGUUUUGAAUGAGCAGCCAGAAGUGAACUGGCAUCCGUGUUGGCUGUGCAUAUAGAAGCCUAUAGGCUAUAUAGUGCUGUGAUAGAGCAUCUGAUUUACAGUGGUACCUUGGGUUAAGAACUGAAUUUGUUCUGGAGAUCUGUUCUUAACUUGAAGCACCACUUUAGCUAAUGGGGCCUCUUGCUGCUGCUGUGCUGCCACUGCACAAUUUCUGUUCUCAUCCUGAAGCAAAGUUCUUAACCCGAGGUAAUAUUUCUGGGUUAGCGAAGUCUGUAACCUGAAGCGUCUGUAACCCGAGGUACCACUGUACAUGCAGAAGGUCCCGGGUUUCUCCACAUAGAGCUGCCUGGAGAGCUGCUGUCAGUCUGAGCAGAGAACCCUGAGCUAGGUGGACUAUUGAUCUGACUUGGAAUGAGUCAGCUCCCUGUGUCCCUUUUGUUGGAUUGGGACAUAAGAUCGUACUGGUGGAGAGCCAAGUCGGAAAUGGAUUUGACCUGUCCACCAACUUGCCGUGUCUAUUGCUAAAACAUAUAGGAACAGGGGCAGACUUGCCCCAGAAUUUUUGUGCAUGCACAGAUUUAGGAUCAAAACUACAGAACCUUGCAGCGCCCCGCUGCAUUUGCUACGAACCGUUCUUGGCUUGAUUUUAAAAUUACCGUUGCUUUUGUAUUCAGUCUUUCCCUCCCACCACCGAAUCAGCGCGACAAACAUUUGUUCCAUGUGUCUUGUUGCCAGGUGUUCUUAUCGUCACCUUCUGUAGCUGGACUGUCCUUGGCAAAGAUGCUCUGAGGAACGGGACCCCGUGGGCUAUUGCUCUGCUUGUGGCCGUUUUCCUCCUCUGCUUCUUCUUCACAGUGGUUAUCUGGAGACAACCUGAAAGUAAAACCAAGCUCUCGUUUAAGGCAAGUGGUCUGCAAGGAAUGGGCUGGGGUGGUUCUGGGUGGGGGAAGCAGUCGGAGUCUCUGUUGGCUCCAUGCAUGGAAAGAGAGAUUAAUGGAGGUUAACCUGCUUUUUCUAGAAGGGCAGGAAUUAGCAAGGCAUGGACAGGGGGAGAGGAGGCGCAGAGCAAACUUUCCCACGCAGAUUGGCUAUGUGCACCUCCAGCUUGACCUUCAGCACUCCCAAUAUUCCUUUCUUUUGCUUCUCAUCUGGCAAUCUGUCUAUUUAUGUUUAAUAGCGGCCAGGCAGAGGGUAUGCAAGGCUGCGUUUCUUUUUUUGGCAAUCUCAGCGUAAUCUCCAAAAGCACCAGCUCCACACUUUGAGAUGCAGCCCCUGGAAAGGAGCUCUUGUUCUCUCUUCUCACUGAGCUGCAAAAAAGGGGGGAAAAGCCCCACCAAACUUGUAUUUCAGCCUUCUUUCUUUCUACAGACUUUUAACCCUGAAAAGGGGGUGGGUGGGGAUUUUUAAGUACCCUUUGCUUUUCUCUCUCUCUAAAAAGAGAGAGUACCCCAAAUACUCCUCCCCCAGCUAAGUACUAGUUUUAAAAGUUAUACAUGGCUUUUCCAUUUUUAUUUUUUAAAGCAAAGGUCCCAGGUGAUGUGAAAUAAAAUAGUAAAGCCAAAUGCUCCAACAGCAUCUGGAAGGCAAAAUUAAACUAACAGCAGACAUUAAUUCCAUUUCCAGAGGAACUUCCUGGAUGAUGUUAUUGCUCUUUUAAAUUGCUAAUGAAUUUUUUACAGGGCCAGUUUUAGGUACCAGCUGAAAGCAAAUGAUAUUCUCAUAUGCCCCUCCAUUGGCAAUGUGAUAUAGGAGGCUCACUCGUCACAAAUGGAUUGUGCAACCACACAUCGAUAAUGUGGUGUUGGAAACUGGCUUGUCCCAAAAUGCCAUCCAGAGGCACAACAACCUGGUUUCUGUUCUUUUUCCAGGUCCCCUUUCUUCCCAUCCUUCCAAUCUUGAGCAUCUUUGUGAAUGUUUAUCUCAUGAUGCAGCUGGAUGUUGGCACGUGGAUACGAUUUGCUAUCUGGAUGGUGAUAGGUGAGUUUGCAACUGGGUUUCUGACCAUGCAGAAUGAUGGAAUUCUUAAAAAAAAUAUACAUAUUCUAAACAGAAGGAAGUUGUGAACAGUGCUACAAGAUUUUAUUGGUUCCUGAAACAGAGUCCAAAUGCCCCCUUCCCACUACUAUAGGGCCAGUCCUUCCAGAAGUCUUGUAGCACCAUUCAGACACCAGUUUCUGCCUUCAUCUAUUUCCCACCCUCCGUGGUUCUGCCUACUGCAAGUUGCUGCAUCCUGCCGGGGGACAGGGCUGGGCUUGGUUCUGACCUUAUAUGUGGCAUAACCAGGUGGUGGUAUUGCUGAUUGGAAGACAUCAGGCAUUUUCAGUGGGAGAGAUUAAACACGCGUAAUGCUUUGGCUUGUGUGCUGUCGGAUGACUUCAUGCUCUCUCCAACGCUGUGCCCCUUUACCUCCCUCCCUCCAGGUCUGCUUAUUUAUUUUACCUACGGCAUGUGGCACAGUGUGGAGGCGUCUUACUCAGUACCGAUGGAUACAGAACGAAGUACGGACAACAAUGUGGACAGUUGCAAAUGAUUGGCAGCCUGGUUCCGCUAAAGGACACCUGAGAGCAUCCUCUACAGGGAAGGGUGCUUUCCCCUCUGGGACCCUGAAGUAUUUUGUUCUGUGGAGUAUCAGGUGGGCUUCCAUGUCCCACUGCUGCCCCUUGCAGCUUGCUUUUACCUUGGUAGUACAGUUAUAAGGGAUCACAAGGAAAAAGCCAGACCUCUGGCACACUUCCAACAACACUGUUAUCUGAUGCUGGCAGCUUCCCCUCCCUUGUCAUAAGUAUAUUGAAAGAUAACAGCUUAUCAGUGUGCCAGUUCACUUCCAAUGCUGCUAUGAGACCAAGCCUUACAGAGGCCCUGCAAAGUAAUUCCCCAGGUACUGUCCUUGGAUUCAAGUGAAGCAGACUUUGUACUGUCUCCAAAGUCACCUGUGUUGGACCACAAAAACCAAGGGGCCUUGCCUAAAUGAAAACAACACCCCAACCCGCCCCAACCACCUGUGUGUUAGCAAAACACCCUGCCCCUUGCAGGACUGAUCUGAUUGAGAAAAGGACUUGGUGGUGUUAUUUAAUCAUUGUACUUGACUUAUUUUAUGCAGGCAACUCCUGCGCUUUGAAAUGCAACGUUGCAACAGUCUUCUGUAGGGUAGUGGCUUGCAGGCUGAAUUCUAUCUGUUGUGACACAAAAUACUUCGUUUAGGCAGCUAACAGACCCUACUGCUUUUACGAGAAAAGCUUCUAGCUCAUGGUAUAAUUCUGUGUAGAAAAGUGGUUGCUUGUUUGUCCCCAGGGUAUAUAAAUCUGCAAAAUUAGGAGUUACUGGCCAGAGUUUAGUGCUUUCCCUUUCUCAUCUUGCUCCUCUUCAUCGCAAGCUUGUGAGGUGGGUCUCCAGUGUUCCUUGAAGCUGAGAGAAAGCAACGUAUGCAACCUUGAAUUAAUCCAUUUCGGAGAUGGGAUUUGAACCCUGGUCUGCUGGGUCCAGCUCCCAACACUGUUACAUUUUGAAAUAACUUAUUUUUGUGGGGAGGGAGCUUCUGCCAAACUUGGAUCUUCUGGUGCAGGGUAAGAAACAGCAUUAGUUCAUGGAAGAUUUUGGACAAGUGUGUUGUCUUUGAAGUCAAAACUAUAGUGGCUUUUCACCUGUCCUGCGAGGGCCGGCUUUUCUCUAGAGAAGAGGGAGAAGCAUGCAACACUCGGAAGCAAAAGGGAGUGUGCAGUGAUAAUUUACUGUGCUAAAUAGACAAGUUCUUGCUCAUGCAGCUGUAUGGCAGUUUACCUGCUGAGUGCUGCUUUUGUGCAAUGAACUCUUUGAGAUGCCACCUUAGCCAUGCUGAACUCCAAAUAGGAUUUUGUGCUGUUUCCAAAGAGUGUUGGCACAGGCAUGCAGCUUGAGCGAUGCGCCCUAAUAAUUAGCAGAAGCUUCUUGUGCUUCUAAAGCCAUCUGUCAGCCUUCCUGUUGAGUGCGGGUGUGGAAGAAGGUUGGCUUUUUUUGUACCUAUGCAUAGACUACCCCUUGGUAACCUGGGGCCAGCUGACCGGGACGGAAGGGAGGAGUUGUCCAAAACCUCUGGAAGGCAUAGACAGAGAGCCACCUCUUUUGUAAAAAGAAAAGGAAGAAAAAGUGGGUUUCCAAAAGAAACAUCAAGUUCAUGCAGAUCCUUGCUGUAGAAAACAAUCCAUUGUAAAUAUUGUAGCUUAUUAUUAUUAUUAUUAUUAUUAUUAUUAUUUUAUUAAUAUUAUUAUUUUUUCAUUGCUGUUCUCUUGGAAACCUGAUUUUAUUUUUUAUUUGAUAUUUAUGUCUAGCCGCUUCAUAUCUUUGCCAUUGAGGCAAAUUGUGUGAACUUAGAAGAAGGGGAAAUCUUUAUUUUUCGGGAGGGUUGAUCCUAUUUUUAUGUGAGGGAUUUCUGAGGGGGGAAAUGUUCCUUUGGAGGUGCCCCCCAGGUUCUGCUGUUUUGGUUUGGCACUUCUUCACUGCUGUCGCUUGGCCCUGCAACAUCCCUUGAGGUCAUAGGUACAGAAGGCCUGUGCUGUUGGGAGUUGCAGUAUCUGGAGGGCACCAACUUGGGGAAGGCUGUUGGGGGGGCAGUAUGAGGGUGACCAUAUUACGGCACAUGGAAGACUUGAUUAGCUGGUAAACAAAAGGCCACAAGUGGCCCUUGAGGUGAGCAUGACUGAUUCCUGGGCAGUGUACAAAAGAUUCCUUGCCUGUGAAAGUUUUUCUCCUUCUCUCAUUAUACUAGAAUUCACGGACAUGCAAUCAAGCGGGACGUUGUAAGAUCCAGGACAGACCAAAGACAGUACUUCUUCACACAGCACGUCUUUGAAACCAUUAAUUUCACUCCCAUAAGAUUAGAGAUGGGAAGGCCUGGAAAAAACCUGGAAAAAUUGGGGGGAAACCCAGGGUUUUUCCCCAAAGCCAUUUUUCUGGGGGGGGGAAAUGGCUUUGGGGGGGAAAUGGGGGGAAACCUGGUGUGUGUGUGUCCUCCCCCUCAUUUUUCUGUUUUUUUCCCCAAGCCUUCCCAUCUCUAAUCUUAUGGGAGUGAUACAGCGACAGCCACUGACUUGGAUUGUUGUAGAAGAGAAUUAGGCAAAUUCACGGAGGAUGUGGUUUGCAAUGGCAGCUAGCCAUGGUGGCUCUGCCCUGCCUCUGCUCUCAUAGAAACAGUUGCUGGGAAUCACUGGUGGGAAAAGUGCUGUUGUACUUGAGUCCUAUUUGUAGGCUUCCCAUAGGUAUCUGGUUAUUUUUUUAAUUAAAUUUCUAUACCACCCUUCAUCUGAAGAUCACAGGGCGGCUUGCAAUAUUACACUCAAAGAUUUCAUGGUUCCAGUAUUCUUGAAAGGCCGUUUGCCGAUGGUAGCUUAGUCCUCUCUGACGGGCUAAGGCGCCCUGUGCCUUUCUGGUUUUUAUAGCAGUGAUUGGCCAUGGUGAGGACAGAACAGGCAGCCUGCUAGCCUGAUCCAACAGGAACCAUUUUGUGGUUCCUCUUAGCCCUUCCGCAUGUCUGACAGGUGGAAGCCUAUGUGUGUAGAGCUCUGCCUGCCUGUUCCCAUAGAUCCUGGAACUCUGCACAAACAGCCGUCCACUCCGGUCCAGGGUCUGCGAAAGCCUAUGUGUGCGCAGUUCCCCCACCUCAGCAUCUGCAUUAAUUCUUUCAGAUUUGUUCCAAUGGAUUGGUCAAUUUCUUCUCUGUGCCGUUUUAAAAGGCUCAUUCUUCUACUACAUGCUGUCUUGGAACUUCCAGCUUACCUAAUUAGGACGUCCACAGAUCGUGGCUUAGUUGCAGCUUGAGCCCAGAUCCCCAGUUAUCAGUUGCUCACCAGUUGUCUGUUGCGUACUCCCACAUAGAAAUCACUUCUAUGUAGGCUUUGCCUGUGUGGAAUUCCGUGUCCUCGGUUCAUUUGUUGUCCACCUUUGCCAACCUAGCACCUUCCAGAUGUUUGGGACCACAACCUCCAUCAGCUGCAGUUGGAGGGUGCCAGGCUGGCAAAGACUGUUCUGUAGCCCCUUGGACCGAUUUGUAAAAUGUGCCCUAAUGUGAAGCUGCCCUUGAAGAAGGCUCUGAAACUAUUCUCAAGGCCCUGCCAGUUAUCAGGCUAACAGUCUGACUUUGCUGGAAGUUAGGUUUCUAGUUCAAAUCAAGGUUCUGGUCAUCAUCUCUAAAGACCUAUGUGACAGGGACCCCAACUUAACCUUAGGAGGCGUCUUCUCCCUAACAAACUUCGCUUGCUGCAUAUUCCACGAGUUGGAUAUGAAGUUAGUACCUGUGGCAGGUACUGGGUCCUUAAUUCUGGGAGGUGGCUUCCUGUGUUCUGAGCGCCAAAGUCUAGACAUUGAUAACAGUUCUAAUGCAGCAAGUUUUUAGCAGUAAACUUCUAUGAUCUAGCGUAGCUGUAGUUUUGUCAUUCGGUAGCUUAUUUUAGAACUGAUUUUAUGUAUUUAUUUCUCCGAACAGGAGGGAAAAACAGGGUAAACAUCUCACAAAAGGAGCAUUAAGUUUUGUACUGUAUAUCAGCAAAUCGUGUGCGUGUCUAACAUGGGAUUCAUGCAAAUCCCCCACCCCAGGGAAACGAUCAGAGGUCGGAAUCCUGACCAUGCUUAAAGGAGCGCUGAGAGUAUGUGUGAUGUCAUAUGCUACUUCCUUUAAAAAAAUAAAAUUGAAUUUUCUAGGCUAGUGGCUCUCCUCCUCAUCUGCUUGCUUCAAUUCAGGUGGUGGGAUGCUGUUGGACUCCCAACUCCCAUCAACCCCAGCCAAUGGUUAGGGGUGAUGGGAAUUGUGUACCUCCAGGUGUUGCAGGACUACAGAUCCCCCACCCUUGUUCUCAGUAGUGCUGAAACUGGUAGUACCAACAGGGAUCGCUAAAUCUCUCUGUUGUGCUUACCCCUGUGCUGUUGCCACUGCCAGGCCCUUGCAUGGUUGAAGAUGGGGGGUGCUCAGGACGUGGAAUGUAAACUUCUGCUUAUUGGUGUAGGAUUUUGCCACUUGGGGUGGGGAUGGAAGACUAGAUAGGCUGUGUUGCCCUCACUCUUGAAGCCUAAAUAAAUGUAAAUACAUGCAAAGCUUGAGUUUGGUGAAAACCUGAUUGCUGCUGCUGCUGCUGCUGUAGGCUUGCUAUUGUAAAGAACAGGCCAGCAUUUACUGGAGCUCGUCUUUGUAAAUAAGUGGGAAACUUUUUAUUUUUAUUAUGUUUAAAUAAGAAGGUGGUUUUGUACAGCUGCUGGGACACUUUGUUGUAUAUAAAGCCGUAUUCUGAAGCAUUGCCUUCUGUGUUAACGCUCAAAAGAAAAAGACCGAACAGGUAUCUUACUUUGUAUGAGGUCUUUCACUUCAUUGCAGGAGGUUGGGCAAAAUGACCAUCAGGGUCCCUUCCAACUCUACAAUUCUAUAUGGUUCUGUAACAGAGGAGCCUGUCCAAAGUAGCCUCGUGAAUCAAUGGAAGCCACCACCACUUCCUUCAGGAAUUGUCUUAUUUUCACUGUCUCUGUUAGAUCAUUUUUCUCCCUGAAGGGCACAAGCCCAGUAUGGAAGGGGAUGUGUGUGCAAACCCUUAAGUCAGCAAGGGUGAAUAUGCCUAAUGUGUACCCUGACCUGAUGCAUGUUUCACUUGGAAGAUGGUUUUAAGUGAGUUCAGCAGGACUUCCUUCUAGUUGGGUGUGCAUAGAAUUUGAAACCCUGGGCUAGGAUCACACCCAACCAUGGCACAGGAACACAGCUGGGGAUUUGGUUAAAACCACCCAUAUAGAAGGAACUUUGGAAGAGCACGGCACUACAUUUAGACCUGUGGCUUCAUUCCAGCUGUAAAAGUUCACAUGGUGGAUCAUGGAGACCAAAGAUCCAACAAAAGUAAUGAAAGUUGGUUUUCCAGUGAAUUGUUCACCUUUUGCCCACAAAGUUGCUCAUUAUUAGAGAGAGAAAAUAACCAGUAUUAGAAAAAUAUAGACACUGGGUAGAUUCAUGUUACAAUGCUUUACAUACAAUCACUAAUUGCCCAUUUUUCUGAUCUUUUGCAGCUUCAAUCAUUUACGGAGUGGGCAAUUUUUCUCUCUCUCUUUCUCCCAACCAUUAUAUACACUAGUGGCCAAAAUUGUGGAAACCUUUAGGAAAAAGUGUAUUUCUGAGGUUUGAUGACUCGUAACACCACUUUAUUUUGGAUUAAUACCAUAAAAUUAUAUAUCAGUGGAAAGAUAGUUUAAUUAAGAAUGUAAUGCAACAAGGUUUGUUCAGUUAUCUUUAUUCUAUCAAAAGUUAUAGCCAAAUAACCAGAAAAAGGAAGCACAACUUGCUUAGGUUGAUAUGCAGUCGCUUUCCUUCAUUUGAAUGUAGCCAGUGAGCAGGAGUGUUUAGAGAGCCAAUCAGGUGUUAUGAGUCAUCAAACCUCCGAAAUACACUUUUCCCAAAAGGUUCCCACAAUUUUGGCCACUAGUGUAUAUAAUGGUUGGGAGAGAGAGAGAAAUUGCCCCUUCCAUAAAUGAUUGAAGCUGCAAAGGAUCAGAAAAACGGGCAAUUAAUGAUUGUAUGUAAAGCAUGGUAACAUGAAUCUACCCAAUGUCUAUGUUUUUCUAAUAUUGCUCAUUAUUAGAGAGAGAAAAUAACCAACUUUGUGGGCAAAAGAUGAACGAUUAACUGGAAAACCAACGUUCAUUACUUUUGUUGGAUCUUUGGUCUCCAUGUUCCUCUCAUUCACAGCUUGAUGUUCCUUGGGCUACAGUCGACAUUGUAAUCCUAGCACCUGUUCAGUGUUGAUUUGCCCUGCAGUCUCGUAUCAUUUCAGUGUUACAUUGAAAUUAAGAGGUAGUGACCUAUGGUGACGUGUUCUCAAGUACUUCAGCUUAUGGGCUAUGAGAUGUGAUGUCCAAUCAAACCUAACAUUUGUAUAGCAGAGGCUCACAGUUUAUAGAUCUGGAACAUUAGGGGUUCAUGUUACUAGAUAAGUAAAAUUGACACCGAGGAAGGGAGUUAAAAAUUCUAGAAAUUAUUGCCGUUUGCAAGGUCUAAUCCAGAGACUAGUGUGUAUCAUUGUGUUGUCUGCUGUUAGUAAUAUGUGGCAGUAACCCUUGCAUAGUGGCCCUUUAUAGCUGGGGUUGCACAUUUCAAUCUGUGCUGCAAGAUGGAGGGAGGAAAUGCAUUCUUACCCAGAUUAUGCAAUGCUCACCAAGAUUGCAUUGGCAAUAUCAGGUGUGGGUGCGCACCCAAAUUCUAUUCCAAUCCACAUCUGUUGCAUACUGAAUUCCUAAUACAGCACAGGGAACUGUGCAUGCAUUCCGCUAGGGUAUCCAUGCAUAUAACACCCCAUUGCAUUUGUAUAGAUUGCACAAGAGAACAUGAGAAGGCUGACAAUUUCUGUUUGAACAUUUUACAAAUUAACCUUAGUGUAACCUUGACCAGGCUUCACAAGUUCUGGCGAUAGCAAAGUGAAUAUUUUAUGCUUUUUGAAUGUAACCCAAUUGCAUGUUCAUGAGUUUCCGUUGAAGCCAAUGGUGUUCAUGUGCAUAUCAUUUGUACACACUUGAAGUUGCUGCAUUUUGAACUGUCCUGUAAAAGUAUUACUAUUCAGUGCUACUUUGGAGUUCAUUCUAAAAGGUUACUUUUUUAAAUUUGCAAAUGUUGGGAAGAGUUACUUCUGUCUUUUAAGUGCAGAGGGUGCCGGAAUACCCACAGGUUAGCGUUUAUGUGCUGAUGUAUCAAGUGUGAGGACUGGGCUGUAUGUGUUAUAGGCACAUACUGCCCCCCGUCCAUGGGACUUCGGCAUCAUCAUUUAGUUGUUUGUCCAUAUAACUUUGUUUUGACAACUUCAUGAAUCCAUCUCAGAAGAUGCAUCCAUUGCAAAGGUUGUCUGGCAUUUGUUACAUGUGUACAUCUUUAACAGGUGCUUUCAUGUGCUAGUCCUUGGUAUGUUGUACUUCCAAAGCAAAGGCCAAAUGUUGCAGGAACAAUGCCUGUUAGUAACAAUCCAUAUAUUUCCUCAGGGUUUAUUUCCUCCUGCUCUUGGCACAAGUCCCAAUAAAAAAUGUUAUGCUGAGAUGAUGAAACUCUUAGACAGUGGCCUGGUUUUCACAUAGCGUUAAGCCAUGGUUUGUUUAGUUUAACUAUGGUUUGUUUUUACAUCCAAGCCCACCCCUGCCAACUAAUUAGGGUUUGGGCUCAACAAAUAAGAAUAUGAAACCAUGGGUGGUAUUCAACUAGAUUUUACUUUGAGUAGGUCUAUGGAAAGUAAAGUACCUAAGUAAGUCAUGUUCAUUAAUUUAAGUGGUUGUACUCAAAGUAAAAGGGAUGCGGGUGGCGCUGUGGGUAAAAGCCUCAGCGCCUAGGACUUGCCGAUCGAAAGGUCGGCGGUUCGAAUCCCCGCGGCGGGGUGAGCUCCCGUCGCUCGGUCCCAGUGCUUGCCAACCUAGCAGUUCGAAAGCACCCCCGGGUGCAAGUAGAUAAAUAGGGACCGCUUACUAGCGGGAAGGUAAACGGCGUUCCGUGUGCUGCGCUGGCUCGCCAGAUGCAGCUUGUCAUGCUGGCCACGUGACCCGGAAGUGUCUGCGGACAGCGCUGGCUCCCGGCCUAUAGAGUGAGAUGAGCGCACAACCCUAGAGUCUGUCAAGACUGGCCCGUACGGGCAGGGGUACCUUUACCUUUACCUUUACUCAAAGUAAAAUUGAGUUUACCACUAUAUGGUUUGAAGCUGGCUUAUACAUUUUCCUUACAUCUGAACCCAGAGUCCUGGCCUAAUCCUUGCUUCUUUCCUAUAGAAAGAGGUAGAAAGCAAGAACAGUUGAAAAACGAAACUUGCAUAAGGUGAAACAAGCCAUGGUUACUACCUGCUGGUCUGUGAGACUGAUACUGGUAUCUUCAACAAACCAUGCUUAAAGCAAACCCUGAGUUACCAUUAUGAAUGCAGCCACUGAGGAAUCUUACACAAAUCACAUGUGGUCAUGUCUGUGUUUUCCAAAUGUUGGAAGGGUUGUAACGUGUGUGCCUGGUGACAAAGUGGAGGAUUUCCUGUCUUUACGUUGUGCCUUUCAAUGUACGUCUGGUCUCAGGAGCACAAAGAAUGGGUGUGACACCAUUUUCGAUUGUACAUUACAAAUCUAAUGGAACAGUGGGGUUUCUUCAGGAAUACAUCUCUUAAUAACCAAGAAGCCAUGAAAGAAUCUGUGCAUAUUUUUAUUGAGUAAUAUAUAAAUAUAUACUUUUUGGUUGGCUGUUCUAUUUUUCUAAUGAUUUCCUCAGAAUUUCUUACUGUUGUGAUACAAUUAUUCGACCCCUGAUGCUGACUGUAAUCCCCGUUGGGUUUUUUCCUGCUCCUGUUUCAGUGGAGUUUCUGGUUCAGUUCUUGUUUAGAUUUUGGCUCUGCUCUCUCCUCUCCUCCCCUCCUAAAUAUAAAACUUUGUUUUUUAAAUACGAAACGUUUAUCUAGAGCACGACCUCUGCUUCCCAGAGACGUUUCUGCCAGGUGGCACUGUAAAUAAUGUCUCCCUCUUGAUGUCGUUUUUGACUUUGGAGAUCAGUUUGUUAAUAUGUGAUACAGCAUUAAACGUUUCCCAGAAAUGCAAAUAAAUUAUGUUAGUUUCACCCUUCCUCUUCCAAUGUAUUUCUGUUCGUUCCAGCAGACCAGUUGCAUGUAAUUGCUCUUCGGUGAAAGAAUCAAGCUUGUGGAAAUGCACCUUUUGCUUUUCAGCAUAGUGUUUCAUGACAACAUGAACAGCGCAACCUCAUGCAUAGUGGCCCAGCAAUAAUGCUGUGUGAGUUCAGCAGGACUUUCUAAGGCUGCAGUAAGUAUUCUCUUUUAGCAGUCUGAUCUAACCAGUGUUCUCGUUCUCUCUCACACCCACACUCACACACCCUACCUAACAGUAUUCUCUUGCGCUUAAUUGAAAUGGAUGCUUUUGAGCUUCCCAUAGCCACUGUGAGAACAGGAUUAUGGAUUAGAUGGGCCAGUGGUCUGAUCCAGCAGGCUUUUCUUAUGAUUCACUCAUGAGCCCUCAGCAUGGCACUAGAUGUUACCAUAAUUGCGUCCAAAAAAGAUAGCCCUGUGUCUUAAUUUCUCAGUGCCUAGCAGCCUUCUCUACUGGGACGUUCCUCAGAUAUUUCCACCUCCCAUGAGACUAACUCUGCAUGCCAGUGGCCAGAGGGGAGAAAAGGCUAGCCUAGUGCAAAUGGUCUCCUCUUCUGCUAUCACUCUUGCCUUCAACGGCAGCAGGUCAACCAUGAUAGUAAGGGGGGCAGGAAAAUGUGAAAUGCAAUAGUUUGCAGCACAGAAAAGUUGCACUACACAGGGGAAAGGAAGGAAAUUGACAAUUGUUAGGAUUGCUCCAUUACUUGUUGUGCAGGCACAUACAGGUUUGUAAUAAAAUGAUCUGUUCAUAGGGAGUUGGCACAGUGACAGUUUAUGGGACACGGCUUACAUGCACAGUUUGAUCAAGGCCUUUAAAUUUGAUCAAUUACCUUUAAAUUUAAAUAGCAAGUACUGAGCAAAAUUUGUAAGGUUGAGAGAACAAAGAUCCUGAGUGAUUCCUUUAUACACAAGUCUUCAGUUGUUUGCUUUACUUUUGUAAAACAACAACACCCAUCUCUUGCUAAAUCCUGUUACCUAUAAACCCGUAAAGAAGCAUCGUAGCACACCAAAGACUAAGGAGCAUGUAUUUAUUAUCAUGAAUAUAUUACAUUCACCUGUACACUGUAACUCAAAUAAUACAAACUUUUUUCCCUGUAAUUCAAAUAGCCACGUAAUUAAGUCAGACCACAAACUCCUGCUGUGUUAGGGAGGGGAUGGUCUUUUAAUAUCCACCAUGUGUCCAUGGGACACAAAUGCAAUCAGUACACAGACGUAAAAUACCUGAUUUUGGUUAUUCAUAUUUAUUCCAAAGAAGAUCUUUACUGUUCAUGUACCUGCUGAUUUAUUGGGGAGAAGAAAUGUGAUGUGUGCAAAUGAGAGUUCUGAAAAAUGUUUCAGAAGUCGCAAAAGGGGGGAGUCUUAAUCAAUCUCUUACUUCUCCUGUUGGCUUCUCUAGCGAGUGGUUUUGUUGGUCCUUUGAGAUUCCUAAGGUAGCAGGGGCCUGUGAAUGCAUUUCCCAGGAAGACUUUGGAGGGCUUCUGGGAAAGACAAGUAUUUGGACAGGGAGGCACAAUUUACUCAUUGUAUCACACCUCUUCGGCAUGUUGUCCAAAACCCAGAGUUGCAUGGCAUCCCCAAACACAACAUGGGGGCUAGGAGGAGGCUGAGGAGGCGGAUGCAUCACUGGUCUUCGGACAAGACAUGAAAGUGAAGUGAGAAUAAGUGGGAGAGCCUCAUGUAUCCACAACCAAAGCCCAAGGGAUUCCUAGAUGAUCAACUCCUUUCAACGAUACUACUUUGGUCAGUUUUUUCUUGACUGUCAUAUUCCUCUGAUGCUUUAGAAAACAAGGAUGCCUUUGAAUGCACAGUCCUAUUUGGGGCAGCAGGCAGUAUUGUUACUAUCCAUUUGCUUAGCUCAGGCUUAGCCCCAUGGUGCCCCUCAGAUGGUGCAACCUUCAUAAGCCACAGCUAGCAUAGUCAAUGGUGUCCGGGAUGAUGGGAACUGUAGUUCAAAACAUCUGGAGGGCAUCACGCUGCUGUCUCUAACAAAAUACAGGGCGGCUUUGGGUAUGCCACAGAGGAGAAGUCACACAUCUGCCCUGUUCUGGUAAGAGCCAAUUGUGGGCUGCAUCCAUAGCUGGGCAUGCAACCUCACUAUAAAGUAGGAAAGAUGCUAAUUUUCUCACUCUGCACAGUCAGUGGGAAGCACAAACAGAAGCAGUGCAAGCUGCUCUUGAUUCCUCUCCUGCUUUAUGUGUACAGUCCAAAGCUGCUCUGUUGGAUGCAUGCAUGCCCUGCAUGGAAAGGAAUUGGUAUUCCACAGAAUGGUGCCAUGUUAUGAUAGUAGUGUGGGCUGUGUUCCUGGACUUUCCUAGGGCUGGCAUCUCAGCAGCUGAAUCCUCCUUGAAUCUUCCUCUGAACCUGCAUGGAAUAAUAUGCAGCAGCAGGACAGAUUGAGAUGGAAUUUCCCAUCUUUUCCAUAAGGGAAUUUUGGCACAAGUUGCCCAAACAAUGUCUUGCCGUCACCACAGUUAGUCAAGUGGGUAGAUGGGAGGAAAGGACAAUUUCCCUGAGUGAGCUGACCUAAUUUUUUUGGCCUUGACUGCAGGUAAAUAGGUAAAACAGGAUUCACACCUGAAAUUCGGACAAUUAGAAAAAUGCCGUCCACAUUUUUCUUGUUUCCCUAGAAUGCAAGUUGCACUUGGUAGCCACAGUUUGCUUGUCGGCUGCUACUAAGGCAGGGUGUUAAAACAUUAUUGAAGACCCAUGUUAUUAUUCCUUGCCAGGCCAUCAGUUAUAGCGCUGCUACAAUCUCUAGUUGCUUUCUUCGUGAUACUUAGCCAGCUUUGCCCCAUCACCUGACUGCUUUGUGUAAUUGUCUAGUACGUAAGUGUGAACGUGGUUAUCCACAAUUAGAUUCGCAGUCAUUAAGUUCUGCUUUUGGGGGAAUGAAUUUUAUGGCUUCACAUGCAAAAAGCAGCUGGUCUUCAAGGAGAGAAGCCCAAGGGAUGCAGUGGUUGUAAUGAAGCCUAGGCAUGUUAUGCACUUCCCCUGGCACUGCCCCAGUCCAGUCUGCUCCUACUUGGGAUCGUUUGUAUACAGCAGGGCAGCCCAACUUUUCAUACCAAGCGGGCCACAAUACUGCCUUGUUUCAUGGGCUGCCCCCAGCCCUUGCGCUGCCUUCCCAAAGCUGGCAAAGUGAGGGGCUGGGCUUUGGGAAAGAGGUGCAAGGCUCUGGCAGGGUCCUAGCUCAGUGGCUCACGUAUCUGGCUUUGGGAAGGCAGCGUAAGGGCUCAGUGUGUGCGUGUCAAAUGUGGCUGAGGGCUGUAAAAAAAAAGGUAUACAGGAAACUGAACUGGGAGCGUUGCACAACUCCCAGAUCUGCACACGCUUGCCUGCAGCACUAGAAUAGAGCGUGUUGCACUCUUUCCCCAUAUCUCAUGUCUAUCAUCAUCAUUUUUGGAGUGAUGGGGGAGCUGAUGGCAGAGGCAGGGAUGCAACUUUAGGAAAGUCAAAAGGUUUCGGGUGACCCAGUGAGAUAGUUCCCUCCACCUUGUAGUAGUAGCCCUGUAUAUGACAUCAGAAACUGCUUUUAAAGGACGCCUUGGUUUCAGAACUGGCUUGCCAGACAGCGUGCUUAAGAAACCAAGUUACUUUUCAGAUGCCAGCCAUAGUUGGUUACCUUUAAGUUUGCAUAAUGCAAAGUCAUGAAAAGGCUCUUUUCCCUCUGUGGAUGGCCUCUGGUUUUGAAGGGCUGAAUAAGUGAAAUGCUUCCAAGCAACUGAAUGGUAGGUUAAAGUAGAGUAGCCCUAGGCUGCCAUUUUUUAAGAAGAAGAAGGAGAGAAUCCUACACCUUUCCCAUCUGGAUGCAGGGACGACUGAUCUGUACAAAGGUAAUGGAGGAGAGAGAACUGUAGUCUGAUAUUAGCAUUGACUUGCUAUCUUGUGUAAGCCAGCAGAAGCCAAAAUCUCAAAUCGUAUUUGGAAGCAUUCAUUGAAAAUGGAGGUGGCAGAUGAACAGAGGAAGGAAGAAGCAUAAACAGAGGAACUGACGGACAACCCAGACCCACCCACCCACCCAUAGUGUGGCUUCGCUAGCUUAUAAGUGGAGAGUAAUACAUAACUUACAGAGCAAUGCAAGGUAAAUGCAAAUUUAUCAACGCUGUGGUAUAACAUUGCUCACAUGAGCUUGACAGUACAAGGUUCGCGACAUAGCAAGGAAACAGGUGCUGUCUGUGUCUCAAGCGAGUGUGGUAAGGAAACCGGCUAAAAUUAUAUCAGUGGGUCAUUGUUGCAACUAUCCUACUCUUGAGUUUGCAAGUUGCCCAUUAUGCGAAAACUAGUCCUGUCGUUUGUGAUAAGUUAACGAACGUGGCAUGAGCUAAUCUAAGAAGAUGUACUUGGUAUCACAGUAUCAUGCAAGGUAGCUACAAAAAUAAAUUUCUCUAAAAAAGAAAGAAAGAAAGAAAUCAACCUUGUUACUCUGUACAUCAUGGAAUUGGGCCACAGAUCUGUGGCUAUUGGAAGGUGCUGGCUCGGCAAGCACAGCUGAUGCCUAAGGCCUGCAUCACAGGCAAGUCAUCGACACAAGCACCAAGCAGACUCGCUGAACAAAGCACUUGUGUGGACAUCAGGCAGACAGGCAUUUGCCAGUCAGGGAGGUCCUCUGUGAGCUUUGUACACUAACUCCCUCCCUCUCUUCUCCUCGGUGUCCUUUUGGCACUCUGAGCUGCCCUGUAUUUAAACGCUACAGAGGGACUUUGCAGAUGAGUUGAGCCCUGGGCCUCCACUCGAGAACCAAAGUAUCACAUGGCUAUCUAAAAACAUUUCUUUGCUUAGAUGAUUCAUGCUCCACAUCUGUCCAACGCUACGUUCAACGCUUUCACAGUCUAAGUCUAUAACAACUCUUUGACACACACGCUGGAACCCAACUCCUAUCACACCAAAGACAAGAAGGGACACUGGCUGUGCCCUCUUAGUCUGUCUAGCUCAUGUUUAGAAACCGUUUCAAGGUCUAAUGCUAUUGUGACUGCUAUGCUACUCUCUAGGGAACCAGCCUACGUUCUAGCAGGCCUGACAUCCAAUAUCGUGCUGCUACUAAAUACACACCGGGUAGCAGGGUCGAGAUGGCUGGAAAGAAGGCAGAGAGAUAUAACAAUCCAGCAGUUUGGCCAGUACCAAAACACAUAAACAUGCCAUUGAGUGCUGAUAAAAUGCCAAGUGUGCAGUGUUGAUUGCUAUUCUAUGAACAUGACGAGCCUGAGAUGAUGUGAGUUCUGGAUCUGAGAGAUGCGCUCCUUGGAUCCUAGGCAACGUGGCGGAGGAGAGUGAUAGCAUGCUCUUGGCCACAUUGCUUAGGAGGGGGGGUAGGAGCAGCUCUCAGAUUGCACACUCACUUAAAAAUAUUGCUGCCUCAAGCUGCUACUUGGGUCCACUGCACAGGUGAGUCGCCCCUGUGUAGA